Messenger RNA from Pelobates cultripes (western spadefoot toad), 79348 nucleotides. NCBI's taxonomy places the organism in Eukaryota, Metazoa, Chordata, Amphibia, Anura, Pelobatidae. The record is from the annotation of a GenBank genome assembly.
CUGAGGAAUGAUGUCAUUGUAAGAAAGCAGGGAACUCUCAUUGCAUGCAUUGUGCUAUGUGCAGGGACCACUGCUGGGGGGCUGCCUUUCAACCCACACCAAGGAACCCCUGCCCCCCUCCAAUGCCCUGCUGGCAUCCCUGAACAACACCCAUUCCUUUGUAUGUUGGGAUACAUCCCACCCAAGGUGAGUGACAGAUUGUCUGCAUGCAUGAUGCCAACUCCAAUGGCUUUUCUUCUCUAUUCUGAAAUGAUCUAAAUGUCACAGCAGGGGCAAGACAAGCUUUAAACUCCCAGCUGUUGGAGGACUACAACUCCCAUCAUGUGCUGGCAACCUCAAGGCUUGCACAUGAUGGGUCCUGCAAAAAGCUGGAGUCCUACCCUAUGUGUUGUGUGUUGCAGUGAGAUACCUGGCUGUCUUUAUACAAAUACUGACACAAUGUAUCUUUAUGUCUUUAUUCUGCAUUUUUAGGGUGUGUAGUGGUUUUUUCUUUCUUUCAUUAUUUCGUUUUUGAUUCUUCCUCUCUCCCUCUGUCUGCCUUUGGCUGAAGAAUGCAUUUUGUGAGCAGAAUGAAACUGGAGUUGACUGCAGAAUUCACUCCAGGCAUCUGGAAUAGUGGAGAAACACAACAUCUGGAUGUCUUUAGGCUCCAGCUAUAGGGCCAGACAAACUCUAGGAUACAGCCCACACCCCCAGCUCAUAGGGAGCAAUCACCUUGCUCAGCAUAAUGGGAGUGCACAGCAGUUUAAUUUUCAACCCCUUUGAUUUUAAUUUAUUUUAGACUAUUGACCCCAGAUUAAAUCUACUGAAAGGAUUUUCUGUGUGCCAAAAUAAUAUUGUUUUUCAAAAAAUACAUUUUUCCAGAUCAGAUCAGUUAUAUUUCUGAUCACGCCUUGGAUACAAAUAUGGAUUUAACUUCUUUGUAAUUGAUUUUCAAUAACAGUGAAAUGUAUAUUCCCUAGUGUCCCUUACCCUGCCUUUAAAGCAAUAUGAUGUUGGAUUUGAAAGAAAUCUCAUCAGGAUCAGCAGAGAAGCUGACCCUGAUGGCUGAUGUUUUUGUACAAAUACUAUUGCUUUGUUAUCUUGUUGUAUACCAUUGGAGAUGUUGUAAAAUAUGUAUUUGCUAAUAUAUGUAUAUGCUAAUGUGUUAUUGCUUUUUUAAAAGGGCUUGCGUGGCUGGAUGCCACUGAGUUUCCAGCAUAUUUAAUGUAAAGUUGGGUCUUAGAUUGUGUUGUUUUGAUGCUGAAGUGUGGGCUGUGCGUAUCACAAUGGGAGUGAGUCAUGAAGCACUUGGCAUAUUCACACAUAAUAUUUAUUUAUUUAUAAAAUAUUUUACCAGGAAAGAUACAUUGAGAUUUCUCUCGUUUUCAAGUAUGUCCUGGGUUUUUCAAGUAUGUGUAUACUUGUGUAUAAUAUAUACAAUGUUCUCAGUCUGAAUGUUCUAUGAUAUGAGAUGCUAAGGUGUAUUCAAAUGCUGGUCCCCCGACUACUAGCAAAUUUAAUCUCUCAUAAUCGGUACCUGGUUUUGGGCUAUUAGAUCUAAGCUUUAACACACAGGUUAUUCACUAAAAUGAGAAUUCAAAGUUCAUUUCAAAUUCAAAGCCAGAGUAGCCAAACUGAAAGCAUAGCUGAGUGAAUUCUUCCAGAUGGUCUAGUUACGCGCUAAGUUUGAAUUUUACUUUGAACUCACUUUGAUUUGUCACUGUAGUGAAUAAACCGAGUAGAGAAAGUAUCUGCAUUUCAAAUGGGCACAAAAUAGAGUCAUGUGUCUUUAGGGCAUAUACCCCUUCACCUCAUUGUGGUAAGAACUGUGCAACGGAAUUCCAGGAAUCUUGAUAAAUCAAAAAUCUGGUGACAAAAUAACACAGAUUGGAGUUUUUCACUAAAAUGGAAAAUGUAGUGAAUGGUUACUUUUUGCCCCAAAUUUUUCGACUGGAAGCAUUCUUCAAUUUAGCUUUUUUUCCAGCUUGUCUGUUUUGACUUUAAAGGGAAACUAUAGUGCCAGGAAAACUCCUGGCAUUACAGCUUACAGCAUUACAGCAUUACAGCUUCCCCCAUUAUUCAGAGCUUUCCGUUGACGCUGGAAGUCCAGCGUCGUUUAGGCCACCAGAAGUCGCAUAUCCACCCAGAAGUCCCACUAGUGGCUGUCUGUUAGGCAGCCACUAGAGGAGGAGUUAACCCUAGGAGGUAAUUACAUGCUCAAGGUUAAGGGUGAUGGGAGUUGGCACCCAGACCGCUUUAAUGAGCUGUAGUGGUCUGGGUGCCUACUGUGUCCAUUUAAAUAUUGCAAUUCCCACGUCAGUCCGCCUUAUAAAGAGCCUAAAAGGUUUAGGCAGUCGGACACUUGUCAGUUUGCCAUUUUGGAUACAUUGGGAUGGGUAUAUUUGAAUAAGUCCCCAAAGUGAUAAUCUCACUGAUAUCACCUACCAAGUGGACAUGUUUAGGAAAUAAAACCCCUAUUCAGAGCUGACUGAUGUUUGUUGAGUUUAUGGACCAAACAUUGUCAUUUAGAAGCCAAGCUUUUUUUUCAGUGGAAGAAGAGAGGUGAAUACAUUUCAAUAUAAAAUAUGAAAACCUGCUAGAUUCCAUCAUUCAUGUUUUUAAGAGUCACAUCCCUGUGUUUCCAGGUAUUUGCAAGGCCCUGCAACCUGGGUAAGUAUGAAGCUGCAAUUAGGAAGAAAUGAUUUGUACAUUUUAGUCUGUAAUUAGAGAUCUCAUGUGAUGCUAAAAACUGGUGUGUUCUUCAAGUCAGUAUUUUUUUUUUAAUCGAUAUGUAUCAGCAUACGUUUUGCAGUUCCCUUAUUGUGUGGUCAUAGCUCACUGUUUAGUGAUUACUAUAUCCUCUAAUAUAUCCUUGAAUUUCACACCUGCCGAGAAAAAUUCAACUAUUAUUAUUUUAUUAUUUAUAUAGCGCCAUCAAAUUCCGUAGCGCUGCACAAUGGGGUAAACCAUAAAUUAUGGUAAAUUGACAAGCAAAUGGCAGAUUUAGGCAAUAAAACUGACAAGCUGGAAAGGUUGCCGAUUUGGAGAAUUGUUCCAUUUUGGCUAUUAUAUCCUUAAAUGAGCAAUUCUCAACUAUUUCUGAUUAAAUGACCAAACCCCCCGCACAAUAUGUUAAAUACAAUGGACGCACAUACUGUUCAUUUACAUUCAUACUUUCUACAGUCUUUUAUGGCACAAAUGUUUGUUUCCAUAGUAGAUUGUUAAUCGCUGACAUGUUAAUAGCACGCUUUUCUAUUUUUAAAAAAAAAAAACAUUUUUUAUUUGCACAGUUUUUUAUAGAGACUCUCUACAUAUUGCUUUGGAUUUAGAUUGAAUCCUAAUAUAUUAGGUUUUCGUGAUAAGUAGUAUUUUAACGGGUCAUUUAUUAAAAAUAUUGACUGCAAUUUUACUAGUGCGGUGGGAUAGUCUGGGAUAAACUUGCCUAUUCAUUUACAUGGCUUUAAAGCAAUUUCUUAAACGGCUCACAUAAUCUGCAACCAAUUAACCCCUGUGUGGGUAGAAGUCUUUUGUAGGAUAAUCUUAGAAUGUUUGGACAUAUGGCAGUGGCUGGGGGAUGGAUUUAAAACUGCUCAUGGCCCCUCUGUUAUGGUGUAAAAUUUCAUUUCACCUAGAAAACAACCUUGCUAAAUCUAAAUACACUGCUUGGGUUGUUAUGGGUGGCUACAGUGUGAAUUAUCAGGACUCUAACAUAAAUUAUAGGUUUUAGGCUCCAAUAGCCAAACUUGAAAAAUUCUCCACGCUACCAAUGUUCUCAGUUCAACUAGUUUGGUCUAAUAUUCUAAAUUCAUGUUGAAUUAACUUAGAAUUCUUGACAAUAGAGAUUAAUAGAUUUGUUCAGAAAAAAACAUUCAGCUGCAUUGAGCGAAUCAAAUGCCUUGUAAUCAUUGGAUGAACGAAUCAACGCAUUCAGCAAAUCCCGAAUGAAUCGCUUUGUUCAUCCAAUAAGAGGCAUUUGAUUUGCUGAAAGGGAUUUGCGCAAUAGUCCAGCGAAUAACAUUUUUUUACUAGUUUUUUUUAGCAGCGGAUUACUUUUUUGUGAAUAGUUUACCUAAUCAAUUUAUAUAGCCAAAACAAGUGAUUUAUAUUUAACCCCUUAAGGACACAUGACAUGUGUGACAUGUCAUGAUUCCCUUUUAUUCCAGAAGUUUGGUCCUUAAGGGGUUAAAUCUCUCUCUCUUUUUUUUUUAAAAUCUGCUCAGUAGUAUUAUAUAGUUAUUCUGAAAAUAACAGAAAGGCGGCACACUAAAAGACCUUGCUCAUAAAUGACAUUGUUAAAUUGAUUAUAGCAAUUCAUCAGAGCAACUAAAUAGCCUAUUGAUCAGGGAAGAGUCACAUCACAUGCAGUGCUGUUUAAACUUGCUUUCUGCAUUGAAAACACAGUGGCAUUUUUCUUUGCUACUUGCGUGUGUGGAGAGUAUAUAUUUCUUGCUAAGACAUGUACAGUGUAGGAUUUGCUUUAGGGCGGCAUUCUAAUGUCCAGUAGCAAUAUAUACAAAAACUAUACAUUCUAUGCAUGGAAUGUAGCUUUUAUAAAUACAUGCGAAAACCUCCCAAUCUUUCAUAGUUGCUAUUCACUUAUUCUAAUUAUCUCAUUUUCAUUGAACAAGCUAAAAUGGUGUGUAGCUUCCCUAAAGGGACACUAUAGUUACCAUAACCACAGCAGCUUAAUGUAGUGGUUCAGGUGUCUAUAGCAUGUCCCUGCAGUUUUAGCAUUGUAACACUGACUUUUCAUUGCUGCCUAGUAACACCUCUAGUGACAGUCACUAGAGGUGCUUCCUAGUCCAGUGCUGCACAGCACUUACAUUACGCCUCUUCUCACUCUGUAUGGAGGCGCUGAACAUUCCCGAUACAGAUGUACUGAUUCAGUGCUUUCUAUGAGUUGAUGCCGAUUGGCACAGUAGACUGUAAGCUUGUUUGAGCAGGGUCCUCAAGACCUCAACUACCUAUUGUUCCUGUGUCACCGUGUAAUUGUCUCAUUUAUUGUAAAUUCCCUCCCCCCUUUUUCAUAAGAUUGUAAAGCGUUGCGGAAUUAGUUGGCGCUAUAUAAAUACCAAUAAUAAUAAUGCUUUCCUAUGGGAAAGAAUUGGAUUGGCUGAGAUCAUCAAGAUCACAUGUCCAUAGCAUAUUGAAGGCAGAUUCCAACUAAUUCUAAUUUCUCUUUAAACCUCAGAACGCUAAUCAUAACCCCACGUGUUUUAGUUAGAGUAAUCAUUUCUAUUCUGGUCCCCCCCACCCCCAACAUAUAAAUAAAACAAAAAUGUGUCUACGCACAUGCGCCAAGCCAAAUUCUGCUCUCAGCCCAAUCCUCCUCUGCUGACAUCAACUCCUCCACACUGGAGGGGGGAAUGUAGGGGGCGGACAGGCUGAGGAGAGGACAUGGUCAGAUUGGAUUGGUGGUCCGUAUUGCCAUUGAACAUCUGUACCCAGCGUCCAAUAUGCACAGAACUGACUUUAACCAGCCUGAAACUUUUGUACCAAACUGGCUAAUGGCUCUGCCAGAGACGUAGUUACACAUCUAGCAGCAAAGGGGUUAAACUCUGUAGUUGCAGCUGGAAUAGUCAUGGUACUUAGAGUAAUCCUUAAAACACCCUUUAAGCACCUCUAACACUUAUUACCCCUAACACUGCAGACCUUUCCUAAUGCUAAAAUACCCCCAAGCCUAACCAAUCAAUAAUGAUAGAUCAAAAAUAUUAGGGUAUUAGUCUGGUGAAUCUUGUCAUUCACCUUUUUACAGUAAGUAUAUCGGAAAACAAGCUUUCUGGAAAUGUUCUCCUUAUAAAGUCUAAAGCAUUAGAUAUCGAAAUGUGUCUUGUUACCAGUACGGCUGUUUAAUAAGGUGGUGUAUUUUAUUUUUUUUAACAUGUAAUGCGAAACGAGAUCCAGCCAACAUAGAGAAUAGGUGUAUAAAAGAUAAUUGUGAAGAAAAAAAAAAUAACUUUACAGAGCACUUUCUAAGACAGAAUAAUUGACAAUGUAAUUAGUCAUGAUUAAACUCGUUUUCUCUUUUUUCUUGUGUGUGAGAAAUUUUUAACUGUGUCCAAUAUUUUUUAUAGCAAUAGAGAUUCUCGGGCCUCGUGUCGUGUGGGAAUGAGCAUAUACAGGCAUUACCCGUUUAACACUGUGUUAUUGCUUGCAAUGCUAAAACCUGUCUUUUAUCUGCUAAAUUGCAUUGAGACAGAAGAGGAGGAGGUCACCUUGUUGUUUGCUAUUGUUAAAUGACCGUAGCCUGCUGACUAAUCUCUUAAAAUAUAGGAUAAUUGCUAGGUUUCUUUAGAUUAUGUUAUGGUAUGAGAGAUACAACAAUAUUUUGUGUAUAUAUCUAUCAUAGUAUUGUAUCUCGAGAAUGGUUUCAAUAAAUUCCUUCUCUUUAAAAGGAGAGUCUUCAUUAACCACAUUUACAGACAUUUGGGCUAUUAAGCCUACCAGUUUUUUUAAUAUUAUAUUUACUUAUCCCCUAUAUUUAACAAAUAUGUGUUUGUGAGGUCUGAAAAAUACAAUUAACUAUAGAAAUCAACACUGGUGUAUUUCCAGCAAAGCUGUAACUGGGGGCCGCCAUUUUGGCUCCCUGUGAAUCAUUCGUUAUAAAUGUUGCUCUUUUCUGGAAUUGAACAUUAUCAGUGGAAGAGCUUAAACAGAAACAAUGUUUCCGUUUUCCUCUUAUUGUGCAUUACCUGCCUUGGCUGUGCCAGGACUGAACUGGAUUUUCUUUUGCUAAAUCUUUUAAUAUACCUUAUUUUUUUUUUUAAAACGGAGCAAUACGGAAAUAAAGGUUAACAAAAGUCACAGGUUAUUUUCAGUACUUUGUUCAAUAGUUUAAUCCAUGGAAGUGACAAUCUUGCUUUAAUAUGUCUGUAGCUUUGUAAGUAGCUUUUUUCUUUAAUAGUUUGGCCUUUUUGCAUAUUAGCACGCAGGAAGCUUCCUUUCCUUUGCGCAAAUAGUUUUUACUCUUAAACAUUUGGUCUUCAGUUGUGUACUAAAUAACCCCUCACACCUGAUUUUUUGGCAAGUCGGGACAGACAUUUGCUCUGUGGGUAUCAAAAUAUCAGCCAGUGUUUGGCAGUUAUGUUUAUGUGGGUUUGGUGCCAGAAUUAUCUUUUUAGGAGCCGAACUGUAUUUUGAGAGACAUACAAGAGGCAGGUCAAUUGAAUUCCAAGUAAAACAUUCUCAAAGUUGUGAACUCGCAGAAAUAAAUGUCCAGUCUUCUGGCUUGGCUCAGAUACUGCAAGUCUGAAAGCUCAUUGCAUAAACUUCAAGUCAUAUAUCUCUUCUAUGGGUGGGGGAGCACAUAAUUCUGCUUAUUACCUGUCUAUCUUCUGUUCAACUGGACCACUUCAAAUUAUUACUAAGUUAUUUCCACUUUUGUCAAAGGAAAAAGGUAGGUAGGCGUAUGUCCUAACCUAAUCUACUACACUGCUUUUAAGUAUAGAGUUACUCCAAUGCCCAAAGUACUCUGACCCCAUUGUCCGAUAAUGGAGUAAACCUGUUUACAAUGGUUUUCCCUCCUACUUGGGCUCUUGCUGUCAUUUUGGUCUCCUCUCUGGCUAUUGACGGAAUCUGGCUUCUGCAGAGCUGCAGUAGCCGAAGGUCAAUCCCAUAGGCUGAGAGUAUCAGCUGACCGUCCUCAGCCAAUGAAUGCAAUUCUGUGCAUAGUAGGAAUAUGCAAAGAAUUGACCUUCGUCAGCCCAGAACUCUAAUUCCAGACUGGCCAAUGGUUUCCAAUGAUGCUCUUGGAGUUGGACUGACAUGUCUGGCUGCAGAGAGGUUAAACUCUGUAUAUACAGUGUUUCAUAGCAAAAAUCUGUACAUAUAGACUCCAGGCACCAUGACCACUUCAAAUCUCUGAAGUGGUCAUUUGUUUGGAGUAACCCUUUAAAGGUUUAUUAAACGUUUGUAAGAUCUUCUAGAAAAAUGAUGAACAAUUUUAAUGUUUUAAUAAUGCGGGAUAUAUUACAUCUACACAGUUUGGUUCAAUCAAAUAUACAUAUUAAAUACUUUAAUAUAUAUAGCUCUAAUUCAGUUCAUAUCUAUAGGAUCGGUUAGGGCUUUUUGUAUAAUGGUGCGUGUAACAUGAUUCAGUGAUUGGUUUGUUAAUUCAGGCUUUUUUUAAUUAACUUUCAUGAUCAAAUAACAUUUUGUUAUGGGUUGGUAUCAAUUCCAGAUGUUUGUCCUGUAACACUGCGAUCUGAAAAAAAGUGUUUCCUAGAACCAUUUAUGGUUAUAGUUAAAAAUUCUUAUUAAUUGUAAGACCAGACGAUUCAUUAUUUUUCAAAAUUACUGAUUCUAUUUCCACUUUUUUCAAUUUAAACAUAUAUCUGCACAUGGGUGUUCUGGUGUGCGCAUGAGUCAAGUACAGGCAUUGGAACACAAGAGCACUGGGUCUAAUGUAGGUGAGGUAUCGACAGGCUUAAAGGACCACUAUAGGCACCCAGACCACUUUAGCUCAAUGAAGUGGUCUGGGUGCCAGGUCCCUCUAGUUUUAACCCUGCAGCUGAAAACAUAGCAGUUUCAGAGAAACUGCUAUGUUUACACUGAGUGUUAAUUCAGCCUUUAGUGGUUGUCUCACUGACCGCCACUAGAGGCAGCUUCCGCGAUUCUCACUGUGAAAAUCAUGCGCAUUCGGUGCUGAUGUCGGCAGGAGGAGGAGAGUUCUCCAGCGCCGGGCUCCCUCGUUUUAACCCCUUCAGCACAGCAGGAGGGGGGCCAUGAGGGUGGGGGGGACCUAAGGACUACAUAGUGCCAGGAAAACGAGUUUGUUUUCCUGGCACUAUAGUGGUCCUUUAACUGUGGGUUAAGAUGGAGUAUUAGCAGCCUAAAAUGUAAUAUGCACCUAUUGCUGGCAUCAAAGCAAGUGCUAAGAUGGCUUUUUUAGGAUUCAUCUCAACAGCUGAAGUAACUGGAAUUUCUCCAGAACUACUUGCAAAACUAUAGAUAAAAAUAAAUUAUACGUAGUGUUCCUACUGAUACAUCUGCUAUUCUAAUGUAACAAAACAAAGCAGAAACAGUUUCAUCUAUAUUUAGUUUUAAUGAGAAAUAUGACUCUAUCUAAAUAUUAUUCUAUCUAAAUAUGAAUCUAUCUACAUAAGAAUCUACACCUACUUUCAUAUUAUAGAUACAGAAUAACUGAGCUCUCUUUUAGCGUGUUUCUAUGCGCUCUCUUUUCCUCAUUGGCAUCUAUAAGCAGUCUCGUAUAGAUUUAUAUUACUAGAGGAAGGGAUCUCAUGGGCACCUGCAUUUUAUUAAAGCAAUAAAUUUGGGCACGAGGAUAUGGAUACACUUUGUGUGGUAUGGUAACACUGCACAUAUCUCUCCACUAGCGAUUUGUAAAAGCCUGACUCGAAGUAACGUAUCAAUAAUUCUAAACAGGGUUUCUUUGUUUCUUUUUUGUUUGAUUUUGUUCUGUUAGUUUGACGGUUAAACCCCGAACAGUACUAGUGCUGUCCUUCUGGCAAAAGGCCUUUUAUUCGUUUCCUUAGAUUGCUAUUUUAAUGUGCCUAGCUUCUCGGCACAGGAAAAACAAAUACAAAGAUGGCUGGCAAACACCAAGUAAUUAUACAUAUUUUAAUCCAUGUAUCUGCUCUUGAAGGUACCUGUUAUGUUUAUACCUCCCUGAAGCAGAUUUGUCACCUUAUGGUUUUUUUGGGGGGUCCCUUUAAGAAGAUAUCGGUACAAUAUAUUUUCCCUUUAUGUAGAAUAUAAUGACUGGUUUAUGAGUAAUUUUCAUAUUACCUGUGAGGGACGUGAGAAUAGACAUGAAACAGAAGUACAUGUUCUGACAAGAAAUGCGGCUUUCGUUAGGAGAUCCGCAUCUCACUUUCCAAAUAUUAGUUUACACAUAUAUCAAGACAUUUCACAGUUCUUUUUUUAAUAAGUAAUGGCUUCUUAAUAUAUCCCUUGCAGCAUUGUUGGUAUCACAAUACAUUAUAAGUCAUUCAGAAUAUCCCUAUGCAGUAUUGUGCUAAACAUGCCAAAUUAUCUCUUUGUUGGCAAAAAAAUUUUAAGUAAAGAAACUUACUGCUGCCCGACCUCUUUACAUUUUUGAGUUCACCCCAGCAGAUAACUUAAAGGGUCACACUUAACACCAGCACCACAUCAGCUUGCAGGUUAAAAUGCAAGGAAAAUUACCUUGUAGCUCCACCCCAAUCCCCUGUCGAUCAUCCAGUUGGGACCAGUGUUUGACCAGCGUGCUAAUGCCGUUUGCAUAGCACAUUCUACUUGUAGGCGCUAUUAUGCUAAAAGCGGGCAUGCAAGUAAGGGCUACUUGGACUUCACUGUGUAUGUGUGCAACUGUUCAUACACAUCUCAUCAACCCUGCAUCCCAGUCUUUGCUUCUCUAUGAAAUAUAUAGAAUAAGGAACAGUGCACACACAAAAAUAAAAUUUUACAUUUUGCAAGGCUACUUAAAGUCACCUAUCUCAGAAAACAAAUAUGGCGCUCCAUAUUGUGCUAAGCCCACCACUACAUCAGAGUACCCCAAUAUUGGUGGAUCCUACACUAAUUUUAACAUAGGAGACAAACAACUACAUAAAUGGUGACAUUGCUAAAUGAGUAAAAAUAAAAGUAUAUUAAAUUCGUCCAUUGUCAGUGCAUUGUUAGUGUAUAUCACCAAAAAUGUGAGCAAAACUAUUUAAGGUAUAAAGUGCCAUAAAUAAUUAAAGUGACAGUGCUUUUAAUCAUAUAUUAACAAUGCAUUGUGAUAAAUCUUCUCUUUUAAAAAAAUAAAAUAUUGUUAGUGAUAUUGCUAUCCAAAACCUUCUCAAAUUUAUACUUUCCUGGGGUCAACUCCAAAGGUGGGCUUAACACGAUAUGGACAUACGGUGGAACUGAAUCCCCAUAUUUGUUUGCAUAGAUAGGUGAUUUUUUAAGUACCCAGAGAGGUUUCCUCUGUCCAAAAUAGACCUCCUCUGUUUCUUCCCCGUUUGCGUAUUCCGUCAUUCCGUUCCAACGUCAUCGCGCUCCUAUGUGUUAUGUUCAUCAGGUGAAUAUCCUUAUGACUUUAAAGAGUCUUUAAAUUUACACAGCAAUAAAAAGAAAAUUUUAAAUAUACAGGAAACGCAUAUCUAGAGCACAGAUAAACUGUAGGGGUCAAUUUAUUAGUUGGUGUAAAAAAAUGCAAGCUUUUCCUUGCGCUUCCAAUUAAUUAGCUCCAUACAGUUUGUCGAAGUGUUAAUUCUGCAUUAUCAGUAUUUGAAUUAACACUUCCCCAGGACAUAUUUGAAAAUAAGAUAAGUGCAGCCUUCCUAGUAAUCUAUUUUAUACAUCAAAGUUUUUGAUCCCCUGCUGAUUUUGAACGUUUGUCCACUGACAAAGAAAUGAUCAGUCUAAAAUUUUAAUGGUAGGUGUAUUUUAGGAGUGAGAGACAGAAUAACAAAAAAAAAUAAAUAACAAAUUUCAGAAAAACGCAUUUCAAAAAACUUGUAAAUUAGUUUGCAUGUCAAUGAGUGAAAUAAGUAUUUGACCCCUUCGACUUAGUACUUGGUGGAAAAACCCUUGUUGGCAAUCACAGGGGUCAGGCAUUUCUUGCAGUUGGCCACCAGGUUUACACACAUCUCAGGAGGGAUUUUGUCCCACUCCUCUUUGCAGAUCCUCUCCAAAGAUGUUAUGGUACAUUGCCUCGUCCAUCGUCCCUUUGAUGCGGCACAGUUGUCCUGUCCCCUUAGCAAAAAACCACCCCCAAAGCAUAAUGUUUCCACAUCCAUGUUUGACAGUGAGGAUGGUGUUCUUAUGGUCAUAGGCAGCAUUCCUCCUCCUCCAAACAUGGUGAGAUGAGUUGAUGCCAAAGAGUUCAAUUUUGGUCUCAUCUGACCACACCAUUUUCACCCAGUUCUCCUCUGAAUCAUUCAGAUGUUCAUUGGCAAACUUCAGACGGGCCUGUACAGGGGGACCUUGAGGGCGCUGAAGGAUUUCAUUCGCUCACGGCAUAGUGUGUUACUGAUUGUUUUCUUGGUGACUAUGGUCCCAGCUGCCUUGAGAUCAUUAACAAGAUCCUCCUGUGUAGUUCUGGGCUGAUUCCUUACCUUAAUGAUCAUUGAAACUCCAUGAGGUGAUAUCUUGCAUUUAGCACCAGACCGAGGAAGACUGACCGUUAUUGUGUUUUUUCCAUUUGCGAAUUAUCGCACCAACUCACCAAGCUGCUUGGCGAUGGCCUUGUAGCCCAUUCCAGCCUUGUGUAGGUCUACAAUCUUGUCCCUGACAUCCUUGGACAGCUCUUUGGUCUUGGCCAUGGUGGAGAGUUUGGAAUCUGAUUGAUUGCUUCUGUGGACAGGUGUCUUUUAUACAAGUAACGAGCUGAGAUUAGGAGCGUUCCCUUUAAGAGAGUGCUUCUUAUCUCAGCUCGUUACCUAUAUAAAAGACACCUGGGAGACAGAAAUCUUGCUGAUUGAUAGGGGAUCAAAUACUUAUUUUACUAAUUGACAUGCAAAUCAAUUUUUAACUUUUUUGACAUGCAUUUUCCUGGAUUAUUUUUUUUUUGUUAUUGUGUCUCUCACUGUUAAAAUACACCUACCAUUAAAAUUAUAGACUGAUCAUUUCUUUGUCAGUGGGCAAACGUUCAAAAUAAGCAGGGGAUUAAAUACUUUUCCCCCUCACUGUAAAUAAAUAAAUGUCAAACCAUUCCUAAAAGAUUUGACAUUAAACCAGAAAAUGGUCCUACAACAGCUGGUGGAUCUGUCUUUGCCCUCUCCUGUUCUAUACCGGAGAUCUGUAUUAUAAUGUGGCCUGCGCACCACAAUCUCUGCCUAUAGGUUUUCAUAUUCUUAUUUCUAGUGUACUCUGUAGCAGGGUGAGAGGAUCAAGUACAAAGUUUAGACAGCCGUAACGUUCUGAAAGACAAACACAGAACACAGGAUAAACAUUGUGCAUUGCACUCCUCGGGGUAAUACUUGUAACAAAGCUUUGACACUUUUUUGUUCUCUGCUGAGAUGCAAUUUGGUGUAUGCCCUUCAGGCAGCGGGUUCGGAAUGGCAUAUAAGUACAAGCAUUGUGUAUGAGAUGCCUUUUCCUGUCUCUGCUGAUAAACAGAGCGCUGUGUUAGGUUUCCUGCAUUGUUUAAUUCCUGCUUGUGAUUUUUUGUUGGUUUCCUUCCUAUUUGUGGAAGGUAGAAGUCAGAGACCUUGUCUACCAUAUUCCUGUCCCAUCCAACAUCCUCUAGAUUCUCUCUAACUUAGUGGUAAUAUUUACUAAGAUACCUUCCAGGUCCAAGGAUUUCACCAAAAAGGAUUGGAAUGUUGUCAUUAAAUUAGAAAUCGUGGGGAAUUAAAGCGGAACAUCUAUGGAACUGAAAGUUCCUUGUUCUCUCAUUCCAGAAAAUGUAUUCAAAGCAUUAACUGGGGUAAGUAGUGUAGUGAAGGUAAGAAAAGAAUGCACUUACCUCCAUGCCACUUUAAUGUCCAGAGUGAUAUCACCUCCUAAUGAUGCCUCGGGUGCACUAGUGCAUGCUCUAUAUUAAAUAAAAUAGAAUGAGAUUUUGUGGAAUGCAUUAACAUAGCAACACUUUAAGGUUAAAUGAAGCAGGAAAUUUAAUAUUGGUUAUAUCAUUUAUGGCUCGAUUGUAGAUCCAGAGCUUUAAUAAAUGCUAUUUCAAUCUUUAUCACUCUGUGGAAUAUUAAUGCAGUGUUAACCGUGAAAAGUUAAAGCUCUUUCACUCCCUUAUUGUAGAAAUGGUAUGACCCAUUGAAACUUCCUUUGCUGUUUGAAAGGGGAAAUAGAGUUGAUAUUUUCAGCACAUUUGCAGACAUUAAAUAAUUGGGAUAGGUUCCUUCUGCAAAGUAAAUGAAUAUAAAACAUGUAUACAUGAUUUAGAGAGUGAAGGGGUUAUUGUGUUCCAAAUGUAACUGGAAAACCAGUUACCCAGUAUAUCUGUUUUGGUCUGUGAACUCACAUCAGUUGCUUUUUAAAUAAAUGGUAUACAUUUUUUAUCAGAACGCAGUGUAAAACAAAAUAUAUUUUUGUCACAUACAAAAGCUGUGAGUUCUUUCAUGUGCACCUAUGAGAUUUUUGACAGUAGCUUUUAUAAAUACAUUGAGGGGAUGAAAGGAAGUUCUACAUUAAGUGCUUUAUUUUGAAGUGUUGAUUAAUACGGUUCUUGUGUACUGUAAGAAAAAAUGUAGAAUUAUAGUUUUGACACGUUGACAAGUUAAAGCAUGACAUUGUAAGUGCAGACACACUUUCAAACAUUCAGUAGCAAAUCUUCAGUAAUGUCUACUACAGUCACACAGUUUGUACUCGGUUUUUAAAAAGGAUCCGAGCAAAAGCAAAACAAAAAAUAUACUUAUUAUAUUGAAUUAUUUAAAAAGAUGCACAAAAAGACUUCAAAUGACAAAUAAAAAGGGUGAAAAGGAGAUACAGUCACUUAAAAAUGAAUGCAUAAUGCUUAAUAUACCGCAAAUCAACGUGUGCUGAUAUACUAGAUUUUACCCUUAAUUUAUACAAGCAUGAAGUAAGAACUUUUAUUUGCGUCUUGCAUUGGGCAAGAGUUCUAAUGUGAAUUAGCACAACAUGAUACAUUUAACAAAUUAACAUGGCUUGUUUGUGAGUAAUGGAGUGGGCUGUCUCGGUGUAAUAGAAGUAGACUGUCUCCAAGGGAUAAGAAUUCAUUACUUAUGAUACAUGUGUAUCUUCAUUUGCCAUUGUAGUGAAGGAACAUAUAUUUUUAUUCCAUAUUAAGAUGUCAUUAUGUGUACAUUGUCUGAACUUUACACUGCCUUGUUUGUGUGUGUCUAUAUCUAUCUUUGGUAUAUGAAUAUAUCAUUUAUCAUUUGUGUCAGUUGUUUACUCAUUUUUGCACAACUUUAUUCUUGGGAAAUUCUGUAUUCAGAAGUUGCAUUAUUCAUCUUGCCAACAAAUUCAUGAAUUUAAAAACUAUAGCCUACCAGGAGCCUGCUUGCAGCAUCCCACGUUAAAGGAUUACUCCAAGUACCAUGACCACUUCAGUGAUUUGGAGUUUGUAUGUGUUUCACUUUAUUUCUCAUAUUAAAUUUGUAUAUUGUGGUGAUACAUAUCCUGUUAAAUAAGUGUGCGUCUUUCUGUAUUGUCUAGUUCAGUGUUGCUGUUUUUGGCAGUACAGACUCAACCAGUACAGAUAUGCCUAAAUUAAUUAGUAUGUCCGUGCUGUGCCCUAAUGAUUUUCAAAAUGCUUGUCCUGACCGUGAGAUCAUAGCCAGAGAGGCAGUUUUUAAACCCUGCUUAAUAUCUGAAAACAGGUCAAGACAACAACUUUAGAAACUGUACUGAACUUCUAUCGUUUUUUGGGGGGGAAUUUCUGAUCCCAUGACCAGAUAACCUGAGAUCACAGUAUGUAUAGCUAUUUGCUAUUUUAUCGUUCUUGCUCACAAGAAAAAUUAGCAGUUCUUGCUGGUGAGAAUAAACCCAUAAUUCUGCAGCAGAUAUGUAUUUUAAAGAUAUAAACUUACCUUAAGACUGCCUGGAUGAUGAUUCUUCCAGGUGUAGAUUGUAUGGAGUGCCAGUCAUUGCGGUUAUGUUGCCCUCGAAUGAUGCAAACUUUAGAUGCAUGCUAAGAGUUGGGAAUGCACGCGUGGUGAAUGCUAGCUUUUCUUCUAUGCCAAUUGGCAAAACAGUAAAAUCCAGAAAGUCAAAUACUCCUCUCUGUCUCAUUAGAGAUAUCUUUGCCAGAAGCUUAAGGAAGCCAGGUGAAAGGUUAGUGUAGGACCCACCUGAGAGGUUUGCCUUGGCGUGACAGGUUGGCAUUGCUUCCAAUGGCAGUUGGAGUAAUUAAAUAGCCUCCAUUUGUUUAAAUAUACAUAGGGAUUUGGGAGAGAGUGCAGGUGACUUUUUUCUUUGUUUUUUAGUAUAAUGAUCGCAGCCAAUCCAAUGUUUUCCCCCAGGCAAGUGCCCCUGGGCAUCAAAGCGCCACAUUACACCAAUAAGUUGGACUCUAUGACACCAUCUGAUAGAAAUAGCUAGAGGAAUUUAAAAUCUGCAAAGUAAAUAUUGCUGUUCCUGUAAAAUGGCAAUGUUUUACAUUUCAAGGUUAAAAGGGGCUUGGCACUAAGACCACUUAUAGUCACCAGAACAACUACAGCUUAUUGAAUUUGAUCUGGUGAGUAGAAUCAUUACCUUCUGGCUUUUUGCUGUAAAAACUGUCUUUUCAGAGAAAUUGCAGUGUUUACAUUACGCCCUAGUGUGAAAAGUGUGCAGAACUGCCAUUUAGUGUUUAAACCCUCUGCAUGCAGACACUGAACUUUCCUCAUAGAGAUGCAUUUAUUCAAUGCAUCUCUAUGAGGAGAUGCUGAUUGGCCAGGGCUGUGUUUGGCUUGUGUUGGUUCUGCCCCUGACCUGCCUCCUUCACAGCCUCUGGGAAGCAUUGUAAUUGGCUCAGACCACUACGUCUGAUGUCAGCAGACAGCAGGCAGAACAGAGGCAGAGCAAGCAGAUGCAGACUUGAAGUCAAGUAAGAUUUUACUAUAUUUAGGGAGGUAAGAGGGUGCCAGGGGGGCUAGAUGGUGGUUUUAACACAAUAGGGUCAGGAAUACAUGUAUGUGUUCCUGACCCUAUAGUGUUCCUUUAUGGCAAAGUGGUCUAGGUGCCUAUAGUGUGCCUUUAACAACUAGAUCAGUUUGAGAAGAGAGAUUCUGAUCAAUAUUGCAAAACAAAAUAAUAAAAAGCUCAGAAGGCUCAUGCUCCCAUUCCGAUCUUCUCCUGGUAGAGAAACAGUAUUGUUUUGUGCAGAGAGACUUUACAUAAUGCUACCACAUACCUUGAACCGUGCAGGAACCUGUAAGGCUUAAUAUACAAUUCCUUGUUUGCUAAAACACCAGUAAUUCCCCCCCACCCCUUAAAAUAGCCAUUUAAACAGACAUUUUAUAAUAAUAUUGCAAUACUGUAUAUUACAAAGUUGCCAUUUGACCUUCUACACAGAUUUUAUACUGUAUAUUACAAAGUUGCCAUUUGACCUUCUACACAGUUUUUUCCUGUAUUUUUUAUAACCCUCUCUAAUAUUUGUGAAACAGUUGCAUAUGUAAGAGAAAUAAAAUCUGUAAUUUUAUUACACUGAAAUAAAGCAUACAACAAAAUUGUUGCUUUGUGAUCGUUUUAUUUCAUGUUUCGAAAAAAGCUUCAUGCAUUCUUUUUUAAAGAACUCUGUAGUUAAGGAGUUACAUUUAUUUUUCUCCUUUUUUUGAGACUGAAGAGAGAGUCGUAUGAGGACAAGCUGAAUAGGAAAGGGAGCCUAGUACAUGAAAUAAAAUGAUUUAACAUAAAAUCCACUGACUCAGUACAAAUAGCUCAUUUGUGAUUUUUUUUUUUUAAUUACGGAAAUUGCUGAAGUUGCAUCCGAUAAUUUGUUUUCUUUAUCAUUUCAUCUCUAUCAUAAAUUAUCUGGCUGUUACAUUUGUAGUUUUGCAUGUACUGUAUAACUAUAUUCAGAGGGUUAUUCUCUAAGCCAGCUACACUUUCAGUAUGACUACUCUUUCCUUAAAUUUGAAAAAUAUAACUUUAGUCACUUACCUUAUUCCAGCGCUGAUAUCCCUCGGCGCUGGGUCGACGUUCCACCUCCUUCGACGUCAUCGCACUGCGAGUGAAUUAGGCAUUCCCCAUAGAAAAGCAUUGCUUUAAUGCCUUCCUAUGGAGAUUUUACUGACGCUGGAUGUCCUCAUGCGGAGCGUGAGGACGUCUAGUGGUCAUUUAGGUUACCAAAAGUCAGUUAGCCAAUAGGAAGGGAUCAUCCCUGGUGCUUCCUGGGGCAGUGCUGCACAAUAUGCACGCUCUGUUUGGAGACACUGAACUUUACUCACAGAGAUGCAUUGAUUAUCAUAAGUGAUGAUCUCAGCCAAUCCAAUGCUUUCCCAUAGGAAAGUAUUGGAUUGGCUGAGAUUGUCAAUUCUGAUGAUCUGAGCCAAAGAGGUGGGGUGGGAGUCGGAACCAAACGCUGCCCUGGCCAAUCAGCAUCUCCUCAUAGAGAUGCAUUGAAUCAGUGCAUUUUUAUAAGGAAAGUUUAAUGUGGCUUGCUAGUUUCUUUCAGCAAUGCAGAUGAAGUGUUAAAACUAAAGCCUUUAGUUACACAAAUGACCAAAUGGGAAAAAUUAAAAUUAAUAAGGGAAAGCUGUGUUCUUGCAACAACAAAAAAGGUUAUGUUCUUUUUUAUAAUUAUUCUAAUGAAUAGAAACUAAUGCAGUAUUUUGGCUUUUUUUUCUUUUUAUAGAUACUGUGUUUCUCCUUGUUUAAAGAGCAUGCAGUGAAAUUAUCCCUGGCCGUACAUGCACUAGUAAGUGCAAUUAUGUCCUUGAAAUGAAAGAUAUUUACCUCUAAAUUGGUAUUUCUACGGCAUCUCUGACCUUAUUUAAGUUUGUUUGUCAUGGUGCAGUACUAGCACUGUGAUUUUACAGGUAAAUUCAGGUUAUUUUAGGAAAAUGGGGACAGGGGAGGGAUUUUAAAUUAGAAAAUAACAUUGAAAAAAGAUCUGUGUUGGAUGAUUUAGUGAAUAAAUCGCCUUCUGUUAGGGUCGGACAGGGAUUUGUUUCCUAGCAAUACCAAGGAAAUUUUAAGAGUGCAUAAACCAUUCUGCAAAGGACAGUUUUAUAAAAAUACUCCCGAAAUACUCCUGAAAUACUGCUAUUGGGAGUUGGAGGGCACAGGUGAGGCUGACUAUGCGCAGUGCCUGUGACGCAGUUAAUGUCACUGGAGUAAUGUCUGACACAAAGGGUGCCUGUUUUCCCAGAGCAGAUAAUCUCCAAGAUGACAGGUCGACAGGCAUCUUAGCCAAUAGGGGUUGCCUAUAUUCGGAUCCGUGCUAAAGUGCUUGUGGAUAGGUUUAAAUGCCCCAUAUUGUACUUGUGUUGCGGUUUGCCCAAAUCUUGUAAGGUCUGUAUGCAAUGUGACACUUUAGAAAAUAAUAUAACUUGACACAACUUACAACAGGCCGAAUUAACUCCCGUAUAGUUAAUAGGGUGGUUAUAGGAGACAUAGCAAGGGUGGGUAUAGAGGAUGUAGCGAGGGUGGGUAUAGGAGACAUAGCGAGUGUGGGUAUAGAGGAUGUAGCGAGGGUGGGUAUAGGAGACAUAGCGAGUGUGCGUAUAGAGGAUGUAGCGAGGGUGGGUAUAGGAGACAUAGUGAGUGUGGGUAUAGAGGAUGUAGCGAAGGUGGUUAUAGGAGACAUAGCGAGUGUGGGUAUAGAGGAUGUAGUGAGGGUGGGUAUAGGACACAUAGCAAGUGUGGGUAUAGAGGAUGUAGCGAGGGUGGUUAUAGGAGACAUAGUGAGUGUGGGUAUAGAGGAUGUAGCGAGGGUGGUUAUAGGAGACAUAGCGAGUGUGGGUAUAGAGGAUGUAACGAGGGUGUUUAUAGGAGACAUAGCGAGUGUGGGUAUAGAGGAUGCAGCGAGGGUGGUUAUAGGAGAAAUAGCGAGUGUGGGUAUAGAGGAUGUAGUGAGGGUGGUUAUAGGAGACAUAGCGAGUGUGGGUAUAGAGGAUGUAGUGAGGGUGGUUAUAGGAGACAUAGCGAGUGUGGGUAUAGGAGACAUAGCAAGGGUUGGUAUAGGACACAUAGUGAGUGUGGGUAUAGAGGAUGUAGCGAGGGUGGUUAUAGGAGACAUAGCGAUUGUGGGUAUAGAGGAUGUAGUGAGGGUGGUUAUAGGAGACAUAGCAAGUGUGGGUAUUGGAUAUUUAUCGAGUGUAUGUACAGGAGGUGUCGCAUGUGUUUAGGGAAUGUAGUGUGUGUGUGUGCAUUUAGUGAAUCCAAAAUAUGUAGGGGAUGUAGUGUGUGUGUUUACAGUGUCUGUAGUGUGUGUGUGUGGGGAGGGGGGGGGGGAUAAUUGGGGUUGGAUAGAGGCUGUAUUGUAUGGAAGCAGUUCCAUAUGGUUUUAAUUAUUUCCAGGCUUUUUGCUUUUUUUUUUUUGUUUAUAUCCCCCUCCCUGCGCCUUACCUUACGCCAGGGAGGGGCGCGUGUUAAACAUUGGUAAUCUGGUAGUGAUGGACUCAAGCUUGUUCCUUCACCAAGUACAGACUGAGUAUACUAUUCUCAUAAGCCCCUGCAUUGUGUAGCAUUGGGGCAUUGCCAUGGUAACCUGUGGCAACACUGCGAUUGGCAGGGGUGCUCAUGAGCAAUAUUCUAAGUCUACCCCUGACAGAGGCACAGACUAGAGUCUCCCGAUGUUCGUCCCACCUUAGAAGCCUACUCUGCCCGGCGAGGGAGAUCUUUGAUUUCCCCACUGGACCUGAUCGCGACUUUAUAUAAAUAUAUAUAAAUAGCAAUAUUUGCUAAAUAUGAAUGGGAAGUUUAUUUACCCUACAUUUUGAGGUAAGAAAUCGCGUCUUGCAUUUUGAAAAAACAUUUAUUAAUAUAAAUAUUGCGUUACAAGAACUGGGUAUUGUAGUCUCAAAGAAAUAUAUUAUUAGAAAUAUCUUCAAAGACGUCCUGAGCUGUUUGAUAUAAAGUUUUUUACAUUCUCCUAGCAGCUGGUAAAAUACAGGAAAGGGCACAGUCAAAGCCAUUGACCCUUGGAUUUUAAAUAAAGAAUUCAAGGUUUAACGUUGAGAUUCUCACGGUUUUCGUACAAUUCUGCUAACAUAAAUUCCUGAGUCUGUGUGUUUUGGAGCCCUUUGGAAGAUUGAUAGCGGGGUGGAUAUUGUAGUAGUAACUCAGCUACAAGGAACUUAUUUUUCUGUCCUCUGUACAAACAGUUUGGAAUUUUAUAUUUCUGACUCCGUCAGUAACGAGCUGAGAUUUAGAACUGUCACAUUUUCAAAAAACGUGUUAUCAAGAUAGAAUGCGGCAGGCCGUUUCCAUGCAGACAGUAAUGAAACAAUUGCUAUUUUCUUACAAGCGUUUUGCUGCAGAGGCAUGUCUAUCUAGGUAGCUAUUAUAGUCCUUAGGAUGUGCGACAAAACAGUAUUUGAUGCUCCAGGUGGGAUUUUGAUCUUACCGCCAAUUUUUAAAGAGGAACCGACUCUUAUCUGAAAAUUAUACCUUUCAAUAAAACACUGAAAAUCACCUAUAUCUUGUGUUAACAUUUUUUUCAUGUGAUGCCCUGUUUUCUUGAAAAUAAAUAUUAACCCCUUAAGGACACAUGACAUGUGUGACAUGUUAUGAUUCCCUUUUAUUCCAGAAGCUUGGUCCUUAAGGGGUUAAAGGAGCACUAUAGCCAAACCACUUCAUCUCAAUGUCUUUAACCCCUUAAGGACCAAACUUCUGGAAUAAAAGGGAAUCAUGACAUGUCACACAUGUCAUGUGUCCUUAAGGGGUUAAUGAGGACAUAAAAAAAAAAUCUGGCUUUAAAUGGCCAUUUUGCAACAAAGUCUUGAGAUUUGCGUGUUUUGCAGGGAGAUUUCUCAAAUGCCUUGCAGUUUAGGUGGUUGGAAUGGCCUUUCGCAAUCACAGUAUAUCUGUUGUUUGGGCAAUGGUUCAAUGAAGCACAUGUGUUUUAUAUCACUCUCUGAGGUUUUCGAAGUUUUACUUAUGACUUCUCAUAAACCAGUUCCCUACGGGCCCACUACGAUACGGCUUGUUGAAUGAACCGGUGAAGUCUUUUCCCAUUUCUUUUAUCACUUUAGGGUAUGCAAGUUGACCCUUUGUCUUGAAUUGCUGUGUUUGAUGAUUUGCGUUGUACAAAUUUUGUUUUGUGUUGCUUUGUUUUAAAUGUAUUUGCUACUGUUCGCACACACCAACACACCAUAUUUUAUGACUAGUCUUAAACUAAAAUUUGUCAAGUUUAAUUUUUUCUUUUUGUUACACUUACCUAUACAAAAGCAGGAGCAAAUUCUUCCAGGUCUUUUUUUUUUUAGCAAGUUCAAGGUUACCGGGCAUUCCGUUUAUUGACAUAGAGCGUUAGCUUUGCGAUAGCCAAUGAGCACGGGCCUUUAUUGGACUUGCCCAUCUUAAUGAAGAUAUCUGUCUUCUGUUAACGGAGGGACAUAGGUAAGUUGUUCUAAAAUGGUUUAACUACCGGUACCGUAAUUACUUUUGGAGUGUGCCAGAGCCCUCCUGGCACCAUAGCCACUACAGCCAGCUGCUUGGAGUGUUCCUUUAAAGGGACAGUCUAAGUACCAAAAUAAUUUAAUAUUCAUGAAAACAUUUUGGAGCAUAAAUACUGUCCCUGUUGCUUCCUAUUAUAAACAGUGCAGUUUUUUAAGAAAACAUUUUGUUUCCACUCCAACAAGUGGCUAUUAGUCAGGACUCCAACAGGUGCUUCAGACUGGAUAAGAUUCAAUUAUUAGAUAUAUUAUAUGUUCGUCGUCAGUAUGCAUGCUGAUAAAGACUGUUCUUAAAUACUUUUCUGUGAGAAGCAUCGAAUUCUGUGCUUCUCAUAAAAAUGCAAUGGAUUGGUGGAUCCCAGAGGUUGCAGGACACGGACCUUGUGCUCUGCCCCUGAUCUGCCUCCUUGACAAGCUCAGCCAAUCCAAUGCUUUCCAAUGAGAAAGCAAUGUGAUUGGCUCAGAUGAUGUCAGCCAAGAAGGCAGAUCUGGGGCAGAGCUAGAGCAGCAGACUCUCUAGAUAAAGGUAGGAUUUUAUUACAUUUAUGGGGGCAAGAGGGAAUCAGCGGGGCAAGAUAGUGAUUUUAACACUAUAGGGUCAAGAAUGCAUGUUUGUGUUCCUGACCCUAUAGUGUUUCUUUAACUUCACUGGAGGCAGAUCAGGCUGCAGUAAGGAAACUGUGUCCCGGGGCUCUAAUAAAGGAACUUUUAAGAGAGUUUAAGAAUUAAAAAAAACAAAUUGUAAAACUAAGAAACACAUCUCAAUAAAAAAAAAUUAAUAUAUAUAUAUAUAUAUAGAUGACGGACGGACACCUCUGCUGACGGAUGCUCCUAGCGCUUCUCAAGGACCAUAGACACCAUAGGCACCACAGACUCCACGAACUGCCAUAGCUUGGUUGGGAUCUCGCCAUCUCUUUCCCACCCUGGGACUCCAACCUCUGGAUCCAGGAGCGUGUGGGAAGGGCCUCCUCCAAGAGAGUAUAGCUGGGGCUCUCCUCCAAGAGAGUAUAGCAAUAUAGCUGAAGAGAGCUCUUACAAGAGUUAGCAGUGAUAUAGCUGGUAUAGCUGUUCCCUACAACAAGAGACAAGGCUACAAGUUGAGGGUAAGAAGAUCUCGUUUAUUUAGUGCAAGGGGCAUUUCUUUUAUACAGUUUUCCCCAUGGGGCUGUUCGUGCAAAUAGGCACUGUUAAUGUGGCAUUUGUAUUGUCAGACACCGUUCGACUCCAUUCGAAGUGUUGAAGUUCCAGAGAAGGUAGAAGUUCAGUGGUGUUUGUGCCGUCGUGUAUCCGAUUUUAUUUCCAUGAACUUGACGUCCAAACACCGCUGAACGCGUUCAACUGAAUUAAAAUGGCUGCCGCCACAUGUUUGUUUGUCGAAUGGCGGCCACUACGACUACUUCGGCAUUUCAGCUGUAUCCGAAGUGCCAGUUCAAAAGUGCAGAUGCUUUCCCAUAUGAUUUAAAGGGCCAGAUGCAGUAUUUUAGAAUCCAAUCUGCACAAAUGGAGUUUUUAAAAGGCACUACACUCCAGGGGCCAUAGUCACAAGGCAGAAGGCUAUAUGUAUAGAUUUAUUUAUUUUAAAUUUGAAAGAUUCUUAAAGUUCUUUAGCAGUCAUUUUUCAUACCUAAUUCCAAAUGUCAAAAUUAUUGGUGGCCUAUUUUUUUAAACCUGUAAUCCGGUUUUGAACGUAAUAAUUACUGAUAUUCCUUGUUCUUCACAUCUGGUUGCCAGAUGAGGUGGGGUUAAUAUAUGAUGUCGCUCUGUGUUAUCUUGGAGAGCUUAUGAUGGCAGGAAGCUCUCUGUGUAACAUAGUAAUUGUCAGUAAGAGGAGGCUAUCCAGUUCAGUCCUUUCCCCCAGGCUAAUGUCCUGUCAUUGUUUUCGAAUCUCUGGUAAGGUCAAAAAAGAAACAUUGCAUAGUUUUGUAUCAAGCUGUUACCUCUCAGCACUGGGCGCAUCAUUUAUAUGUUUUAUGAGAUCGGCAGUGGUGGUGGCACAUGUGUGUGUAUAUAUAUAUAUAUCUUCUGUAAUAAUAGGUGUUUAUGCAUACUUGUUUCAAACUUUGCCCUUAAAUUUACAAUUCCUUUGCCAUUUAUCCAUACGUUUAAUAAAUAAAUCCCAUUGGAUAAAAAAUAAUAUAAUAAAAAAUUUACCUUUUUGUUGAUUUUACUUUUCACAGGCGUUUUUUACUGUGGUUGUCUAAAUUUUACUCCUGUGCAGCAUACCAACCAACUGUCCUGGAUCUGGCAGGAAUGUUCCAAAUUCUGACUCCUGUCUUGCCUUCCAAUGUUUGUUCCUUUCUGAUAACACCAGGGACAUGUCCCCAAUCAGCAUCAAGCUGAAUAAACAGGUUAGCUAAAUCCAAGUAAACUCAUAACAUAAAGCCCAAAACACAACUAUUCAAGAACAUUCCAGUCUGACACACCACCAUACCAUCCAAUGUGUCCAUAUUUAGGAGGGACAGUCCAUAUUUCAGACCCAAAUCCCUCUGUCCCUCUUUUUUCUCCCUGCUGUGUCCCGCUCUCCUAUCCAUCAUGGAUCCAUACCUUCCAAUAUUCACGCGGCAAUUUUAUUAAUACUGGUGCUCAAAAGAUUUUGUUUUGGACCCUCUAUUCUGAUGCCAUUGGAUACAAUAUGGUAAAGAAUAGCUCCAAAGGAUGUUAAUAUAGUUAUUUAAAGAUGGCAACACCCAGCAAACAAACGGUAUAUCCCCAAACCUCACUGAUAAAACAGCAAAUUAAUUAAACGAUUAUGAGCGGUAUGAUCGUAGAACAUAUCAAUAAAAAUGUGAUGGAAAAACAAUGCGAGCAGCAAAUUUUAAGCUGGAAAAACACUUUUAAUAUAUACUGCUGCAAUAAAAAAUUUAAAUGAUAGUUAAGGAAAUCAAAAUGGUGGGAGACUUUAACCGGAGACAAAUGCAAACUCACGCUUCGUAGAGGGAACAUCUGCUCUCUUUUCCUGUGUUCUGUGCAUGCAUAAAUCCUACACGUAGAAUUGGUGGGACUCUGUGAAAUGUGCUGCUUAUUAAACCAGCGUUUCUACACGUUUUCUAUCAAUUAAUGGAAAUAACAAAUCCUUCCGUUUCCUUCCUUUUCAGCAAGUAUCGCUAACUCAGCAAUUGUAUUUCUGAUUGAAACUUUUUUUUCUUUAAAAAGUUGCCUGCAAAAUUUUAACUAAUACAAUUUAAAAAAAAAUAAUAAUAAAAAAAAAAUCGAAAGAUGACAACCUUUGUUCUAGUGCUAACCAAGGUUAUAUAAAUAAAUGUAAAAUAUGCUUAUUUUUUUUUUUGCAAUAAAAUAAUUAACAAUCAAAAAUGACCUGGUGAACAGUACAUAAUGCACCAUGGAUCCUCAAAAUUUCUCUAUGUGAACCAACUGAUUGAAAUUUGGCUAAUGAGAGAUGUUUUAACCAGGGAGAUGGAAUGGACUGUUACUGUAUCUGCGCUGCAUUACAGGUAAAUUUAAUGUAUUUUUUUUUUACUUUUUUUUUUAUUUUGAAAACAGGAAGAGGAUCUAAAACCAAAAUUAGUAUUCCUUUAUCAUGUCCCCUACCUAAUCAUAUGCAGUAGCCCAUUUAUCCCACCUUACUAGAAGUGGAAUGUUUAUCAUAAGUGACACAAUGUAUACCAAGAACACAGAUGAGUUAGACUAUAGGUUGAGUCAUGAAAACAUCAUCUGCUUCUGGGAAAGAGCUCAUUAAAAAGUCCUUAAUGUUUUUUCCACCAGAGUGAAAAUAGUUCCGUAUCAGAGCUUUAAAGCAGACCUGUCACCUGAACAGAAUUACAUUUAAAAAUGAAGCAUGGAAACAGUAUAUAAACCUUGUAGGUGUGCUACAGAUAAUUCAUUAGAACAAAACUAUGCACAAAAGGAUGAUUCAUCUCCAAAAGUCUGUUCUGUUACUUUUAAUAUUUUGUAUUAUAAUUUACAUAGAUAAUGUAAAUAAAUUACAUAGAACUAGACAUUUUGGAGUUUAUUCACUUCUCCUUGCUAGAUGAUAGAUACUCUAGGUUUGAUUUGAUUUAAGGGAAUUUUCUUUAGUGUGUAUCAUGAAGCUUUUACAGAGAUUUAAAAAAAUUAGAGUAUUCCUUUAAAGACUUAGUAUGUCUCCUACUUACUCACGUGCAGUAGUCCAUCUAUCCUACUUUUGAGAUGAGAGGGAAUCUAUGGUCAGUGUGGUAGGGUAUGAGGGAGCUUGGGACCAUGUCUGCAAGCACGAGAGGAAGGAUGUGAUCGAAGAGGCGGUUAUACAUCAUGAGAAGAGCAGACGGACUGAACUGGGAAGUAUUUUAGUGAGGCCAGAGAUGUAAAGGUUAGCAGGUUUGUGGUGGGCAUCAUUGACUUUUCAUCUUCUUUUUGUUGGUUUGAGGGGAGGAUAUGGAUUUGGAGUUCAGUACAUUGCUUGUUAGGAAGGACUUGUAAGUGAAAGGUUAUAAUUGUGAAGACAGGACAUCAUGGAUUGGUGUAACUUGAGCCAGCAGGAUAUGCAGCAGGAAUACGUUUGGGGAAAAUAGAAGAAUACAAGUGGGAUGAAAAGCGGACAGAAUAGAAGACUCUGGGAUUUUUUUUGUAAUCGGUAAGACUUGUGCUUGUGUAUAAUUCAUAUAUUGAAUGAUGCAUUUUUUCAUAGGAUAUAUCUAAAAACAGCUUGCAAAAGCUGCAGAUCUCUUGCCUGCAGCCUUUGCAAGCCCUCCUCAUCUAACUCCGCCCAGACGUUCUAUGAUUGUCCAUUCACAGACUUCUCAAUGCAGCUCAAUCUUUGCAAGGCAGGUGCUUCGGGCCAUUGGUGCCUCUUGAGUCUGGCUCCACUGCCAGGAAGUAACAUGACCUGUAUUCUGAUUGACAACAUGGGGGACAUAACCAGGUUAGUUUAUAAAAGUGCCAAUAUCUGUUAAAAUCUGCACUUUUUGUUAAAAAAGAAAAAUACACACUCUUCACACAUAAAGCACUUAAGGAAGCUGAAGUGCUUUAAGGGUCUGGAGUUUCCCUUAAAGCAGUGCUCCUCAACCCUCUCCUCAAGGCACAUCUGCCAGUCCAGGAUUUACUGAUUUCCCAGGUGUGACUAAGGUGUUUAAAAAACAACAACAAAAAAAACACCUUAGACUCUAAAGCAGGGGUUCCCAACCCAGUCCUCAAGUACCCCCUACCAGUCAAUGAUUACCCUGUUGUGUCUAAAGUGUUUGUUUUUUACUUCUCAAAACACCUUAGACAUAACUGGGUAAUCCCUAAACCCUGGACUGGUAGGGGUUGUCACGCCAAGGGUGUAUAGUUCAUUGUUGCACAAUAGAAUAUUGCCAUUUAAUGUAAUUUGUGUAGUGCAUAUAUGAAUUGACCACUUGGUAGAGAUCAGAUGACAGAAGGGGUAAUGUAAAUUGCAUAGGAAUGUGAAAGGGGUCAGAUGGUUUACAAUAUGGAUUGCUCCUUUGAUUAAUCAAAGUCUCUGCAAGUUGUGAGAAGUAAUAGAGUCUGGUUUAAAUAUAAACUAACUCUCUAAUUGGCCAUAUGUCUAGAUUCCCUUUUAGAUAGGGGGUCCUUUGAUAUGUUAAUGGACAUUAGCCUUGUGUUCCAGUAUCAUAUCCAAAAGAAACAUUAAUAUUUACCCACAGAUUAAUAAUUAAGCCCCAUAUUUAUUAUUUUUAGAAUGUACCGGCAACAAUCUUCUAAUCAAGCCCACACAUGAUUUGCAUAACUUAACCAUAGGGGAAGGGAUUGUGAUGUCCAAUAUAUUGGACCACAAGUAAGGAGUGUGACAUAUCUGUGAAUUGGAAAAUGAUAACAAAUUCAUAGAUGCAAUUAUUAUUUCUGUGGCAAGUAUAUAAGAGGAGAUAGAACCAAAUGUUUCCAUUUUUAUUUAUGUUGGCCUGGAACACAAGUUACUAUAGGUAUGCCUUAUCUCCACCUCUGGGUGAGGCUUGGUAAUCCACAGGGUAUAUAUUUAAUGAUACUGAAGUGUGGAUUGGAUUUGCUUGGGGGCCAGAAUCUAAUUCUGAGUGAGUCAUCAUCUUUCUUACCAGAGACCCCCUGGGCAGAAGUUUUACUAUGAAAACCCGAGUAAGUGAUUAGGACUUCUGUUAUUUUAUCCCUUUUGUUUUUAUUAGUUGUUGGUGUAACUAAUUUGAUCUAUUUUAUGUAUGCACUGUGACUAAUUUUUGCUCAUAAUAAAUAUUCCUUUAUUAAGUUCUGCCUUUGUCUGGUUAAGAAUCAUGUUACCUGAAGAGACUUAUUAGUGUUUUGCAGUUGCUUAGAUAUUGUGCUAAGUUGUAUUUGGUGGGUUUUUAUCACCUGGGUACUGUAAAGGAUUUCCCUGUAUUUACCUGUGUCCAUUCGGUUAUUCCCUCUCCCUGCUAUUUAAGUGACUUUGAAGUAUUCGUUCUAUUUUUUUGUUCGGUACAUUUAUUCGUUCUACCAAACGGAGACCACCUUGGGUAGCAAUCAGAACACCAAGUAACCACACGAAAACCGCAAAGUAAUUGAGUGCUCCUAGGCGGCCAUCUUAAAUCUCCCGAACGCGGCCAGCGAGACUUACUCAUGGAUUGCCUGGAACCAUUUUUGUCAUGGCAAUCACACGAACACCCGGUCUUUAUGGAAGUCCCGUCUGACCUGUUUCCACUCACAGUAUCAGACCGGUGUUUGGGAGUUCCAAUCAACCGAACGAGGGGAACAUUCUCAUGUAACCAGAUGCAGUAUAACUAUGGUGGUUUUCGUGUAAUUCUGCACGAACAGAGACCGGCUCUUGCUACCAAUUUCAUGGAACUCUAAAUCGGAUACAACCGCAUGGCGAGCCGGUCAAACUUCCACACAAGGCGACACGGAAACUACCGAACGGAUGUUACUCCCAGUAUCCUCAGCUACCCAGGGAUUUUUAUAUGCAAAUGUCAUGUAGAUAUAUGUAUAUUUCCAAAAAUGUUGAAAAUUGUUAAUGUUUCUGGCCAGCAGAUAAUUGAGUUUAGUAUGUUGCUGAAACUCAAUUAUCUAGCCUGGCCCAGAGGAGGAGCUUGUACUGUAUGAGCUUGAAUGCCUGUUGCUUCCAGUAAAUGAGUCUUGUUCCAGCAUUAAGCUUUGGCUCAUGUGUGGAUUAUUUAGCGAUACCAGCGUUAUUUUACCCUGUGGAUUAUUGUUGUUAUUCUGCUAUUGGGAAAAAGGGAAUACUAGACGGUGAUACCAAUCACUACCGUCACAGGUAAUAACCUGGGUAGUCAGUAAAUCCUGGACUGGCAGGUGUUACUUUAGGAGAGGGUUGAGGAGCACUGCCUUAAAGGAUCAGGGGCUCCCGAUCUAAAACAGGUGUAGGCUUCUAUUUCAAUGUAUUACCUGCAAUUUGAACACCAAAAUAGCAAUCUUACACAAUAUGUAUUCCAGAGAUCCCCUUCCUGCCCCCUUUGUCCUCUUCAUAUUGCGACACUCCAUACUUGUAAGUCUUGUCAAUCAUGGUCAAGAAAUGGUUUCUUUGGAGGGAGAAAAGUCAGGUACCCAGUGGGACACGUUUGGGUUUAAACUGUUUAAUACUGUUUUUAAACACUAUUUAAUACCACUUUCAAACGCAGACGCCAUGUACAUCAGUGCUUACAGGCAGGGCCAAUCUUAGGGUCACUGACGCCUGGGUGCAAUAGCUAUAUCGCUAACUCCUCCCCUUCACAAACGUAACACUUCUAACCACACCCAUUUUCUAUGGAAUCCACUCCACCUCUUUGAACCCCGCAACCUCAUCAGGUACAUGUCACCCACUUCCUAAAAUGCCAGCCUUGCCCCAAAAAAACUUAUCAGUGCCAGCUUUGCCCUCAAAAAGCUUAUCCGUGUCAUCUCUGUCCCCAUGCAGCUUCCCAGUGUCAUCUUUGUCCCAAAAUAGCUUAUCAGUGCCUGGGGCGGAUCCAGAACCUAAUCUCAGGAGGGGCACUGGUAGUGGGAUAUCGUGGGGUGAUAGGGGCUGAAAUUGAGUAAUUAGGGGUUGUAGUAAAGGCCUAGGCACUGUAGUGGAGAGGUAGGGACUGUAGUAGGAGGGUUAAGACCUGUAAUUGGGAGGUUAGGGAAUUACUGGACUGUAGUAGAUGGUUCUGGGCUAAAAUGGGGGGAUUGCUGCAAUUGGGGAGAGGGGCUGUAGAGGGGAGUAUAUGGACUUUCAUGUGGGAUAAAGACUGUAAUAAGGGGAUAGGGGCUAUAGUAGGGAUAGGGGGUGUAAAGAUGGGUUAGGGGCUCUAGUAGGGGAUAAGGGCUGCAAGUGGGGAGAUGAGGGCUGUUCGUAAGGGAAAGUGGCUAUAGUGGGGGAAAAGAAAUUUGGAUGGUAGGCCCUGUAGUAGGAAGAGUGUGACUGCAUUUGGCGGUUAGUGACUGUAGUGGGGGGUAGGAGCUGCAGUGGGUAUCAGGGACUGUAGUAUGGGGGCUGGAGGCUGUAGUGUGGCAUAGGGGCUGCUGUUUGAUUAUAAGGGCAGCAGUGGGGGUAAGGGGCUGUAGUAGGAAGCUAGGGGCUAUAGUAGGGGAUAGAGGCUGAAGAAAAAAAAUGUAUCCCCCCCUCCCUGAGGUUUCCCUUGGGCCAGUGAAUGGGGAAUCUGGAUCCCUGGUGGUCCCAGGCACUGAGUGGGAUAGGUGGAGCCUAAUUCAGGGGACAGAGUCUAACGCGGGUGCGGAGCCUGGUACUCUCCUCCCCGCUGAUGCACCUCUAUCUACAGAGCGCCUGGGGGCUAUGCACCCCUACCCCUGGCCAGGGUCUACUCUGCUUACAGGUGGGGUGGCAGCAUAACCAGAUAUGAGCAUUUUGAGAAAUGUAGUCUGUGAAAUGGUUAGCCAUAACUGAUAUAUGUCAUGGUAUCAUCGGCCUCAGCUACAUCCUUUGCAGUAAGAUUGCUGGCGAUGUCAGAGACAUUACCACACAUGGCUCUCAUUUUGAAGUCUAUUAAGUGCUGUUCGAACAGACAGUACAUUAUGCCUUGUUUGUCUCCAUAAAUCAAAAGUCCCAUGAUGAUGAUCUCGAGGUACAUGCGGAAUGCAAACAAAAGAUUGAUUCAUAUCCAACUUUGCAUCUUAAUUUGUAAAGAGCAGGUAAUGGCUUAUUUAAGGAGAAUAGUGGUAAGAAUUUAAAGGUGCAUAAAAAGAACAUCUAGCAGUAAAUGUCUGGCGGUUGCAGUACUUUCUAAGAUAUAUGAUGAUCUUUCUUCUCACCGUUAACUCACUGGUCUAAUCCAUUGCACCUUUGGGAUCAAACAGUAGCUAUUAAGCAAGUUAUAUUAUUAGUAGUAUUUCUUUAUUUAUAGAAUAGUAUAAAUUAUUAUUUUUUUAUUGGGCAGUUACAGAAAUAUAAUUAUGGAGUAGUAAAUAGGCAUAACAAUAUCUCAAACUGAGCGGUAUGGCAACUAUACAUUUUUUCUGGUUUUAGACAGGAUACGGCACGACGGUGGAGCAUGAUUGAAAACAAACGAAACAACAAAUAAUAUAGAAAAAAUAGCAUUUGACUGCAAUUAUAGAUCACUUGGUGCCAGAUGAGGGCAGACAAGGUAUUGUUGUGGGAGCAUUAUCCAAGAUAGCUGUGCAGUGUGCUGGAGGGGUAUUCCUUGUCCCCCCACCAGAGGUAUAUGACUGUUCCAUACUGCAGAAUCAGACCUGGGGUCUCCAACCCAAAACAUGGCAAGCUUUCUGACUGCAUUCCAACCUCCAUCCUCGAUUACAUAGAACUGUCUGCAGAAGCCCUGUCUGAGUUUUUAUAAAACAGGAGUCACGUGGAGUAGAUAGCAGCCUCCUUGCCUUUUGGACUAGCCGAUCUGGAACAUUUACUUUGAGAUGAUGCGAAGCAAACAGCGGCCUCCCUGGUUUCCUGGACAGCCAGGUCUCAGUUAUCGCCAUUCUAGCUAGCUAUCUUUGCCCAGAAGUUUUCGAUUAGUUUGUCAAGCUCCUCCAUAUUGUAGGGCUGUUGGCCUUGAGAGCUUGGUAGACGCAUGGUAUCUGCUAUCUUGACAAUGGAUAUUGUUUCCCACUGGACUCAAGAAACCCUCACUGGCAAAGGUGUGAGGGGCAGGGCCCACCCACAGAGGCCCUAAUCCAGGCAAGUCAGGGGUACAGAGAUUGGUUGCUUCUCCUACAUCCCUUAAAACAAAGUAGUGUGGUGUGUUCCUUUAAGAUGAAAUAUACUAAAUGGAUUUUUUCAAGUCUAUACAAAAUUGAGCAUGCAAAUAAAGAGAUACAGCUAAUUAGUUAGGCCAAAGUCUAUAAAAUGCUUGAAAGAUAUGUUGCUGCUUUAAGUGUCCGUAUAAAGAGGAAUCAUAACUUCUUUAGAAAUUCCACAUUGAAUAAAACAUUGAAAAUCACCUAAAACUUAUGUUAACCUUGUGAUGCUCCCUGUUAUUUUAAACUUAUAUUCAAUAUUUAGCAAGUGACAUCGCAAUCCAGCCCAGUUUAGCCAAAUCCAGGGCAAACACUGCACAGGAAAAGUGGAAAUAGAAACGCUGUUUAAUGGACCACUAUAGUCACCCUGACCACUUCAGCUCAAUAAAGUGGUCUGGGUGCCAGGUCCCCUAGGUUUUAACCCUUCACAUGUAAACAUAGCAGUUUCAGAGAAACUGCUAUGUUUACAUUGCAGGGUUAAUCUAGCCUCUAGUGGCUGUCUUCCUGACAGCCGCUAGAGGCGCUUCCCCGAUGCUUAAUGCAAAAAUCACAUUGAGAACGCAGAAGGUCCAUAGGAAAGCAUUAAGAAAUGCUUUCCUAUGGACGUUUUUAAUGUGCGUGUGGCUCCUGCCGCGGAUGCGCAUUCAGCUCCACUCGGGAGCUGAUGUCGGAGGGGGAGGAGAGGUUACCAGUGCCCGGCGCUGGAUAAAGGUAAGUGGCUGAAGGGGUUUUAACCCCUUCAGCCCAGUGGGAGUGGGGCCCUGAGGAGCAUAUAGUGUCAGGAAAAUGAGUUUGUUUUUCUGAAAUUUAUCGUCCUCGCUUUCUCUAUGCUGACUGCCAGGUGCAAAGGACAGCGUUUAUAACAGUGGUGCCAAGAGUAGUUAUGGUGGCAAAAGGCGUCCGCCUCCCUUUGUAAAUCGUCAUAUCAUCCCAGAACGGUUUAACUUUUUCCCUAGGAUCCAUGUCAUGCUACUUGGAGUGUUGCUUUAAAUUGAACUAUUCAUGUUGAGUACAUAAAGUAUAUACUUAUAUAGUAUAUAGACAAGCAGCCUCAGCUAAUUCCCUACACUUGAUUCAAUAAGAUCCUACUACGGUGAAUCAACAGAUACUGUAAUGAUGGAUUGGUCCGUGUUAUUCAUUUAUUUUGUGAAAUUUGAUACAUUUGAUUGUUUUCCCACUCUACUCUUUAUAUGAUCAUUUAUUUAUCAAAUAACCCUACCAGCAUUCCAAGUCCUGGACAUGCUGUCGCUUCCCGUCACAAAGAUCAUACCGAUGCAUCUCCCUAAUGUAUCGUUGCCGCGAGGAGAACCAUCAUUUAUGAUUUUCUGAAUUUGACCCGGCUAUUUUCCAAUUCUUCAUGCCUGUGUUAGCACAUAGCUGUCAUAGCAAGGCCAGUUAGAACAAUCAGGGCUAGACAUAGAAUAUUUUUGUCUCCUGAUUAUCAACCGUCUAGCACUGAACUUAUCAGCAAAAGAUACAACAAAUAUUUCAUGUUGCAUCAUCUGUCCUGAGUCCAUUUUCUCUCCAGAGCGAUUUGAGGGCCAGAAGAUGCUAUCUAUAGCUUCACAUUCCACCGUGAGCUAAUCUGCCAAUUAUCUGCAACUGGAUGAGAGCGAAUCUCAUUUGAUGAAUCAAGUACUUUUCGAAAGUUUCAAAUUCCAAAAAUGGUUGUGCAUUCUGUCACUUUUAUAUGUCAGUUUUGUGCACAUUUGUCUCCUCUGACUGGUUUAUGGUGACACAGGUUUCAGGAACAAGCAUACAUUAUUCUAAACCUUUUUUGCUACACCUUUUACUUGAUUGAAAAUCAAGAGAUAUUCAAAUUCAACAUUAGCAAAUUAGCCUCUGGUUUAUUCACUAAAUAACAAAUUGCAGACAAUAACAUAUUUUAUAGUUCCAUUCUGAAAUUCUGCAGAGACAGGGUCCUUACACAAUAACACAAAGUGAUUAUGGUGCCUAGAGUACUUUUAUAAUUAUAUAAUCACUAAUCAAUGUGAAGCAACCUGCGAUAUAUAGCUUUAUUUAUGUGUUUAUUAUUUUAUAUGAGAUAUCAGCUAUAUUCCCAAUGUGAGCCAUAAAAUAUUUACGCAGUAUUACUAGUAGUUGGAAAAAUACAAAAUAAUUUCACUCUAAUAGGUGUGGUUCAUGGUUCCAAAAUCUGGCAAAUUUUUUUGUUAGCAAAUGGAUUGUGUAUGCAACAAUAGUUACACUUUCAAGUGAUUUGAAGUUGUCAUGGUGCCUGGAAUCUGUAUGUGCAGCAUGAAAAACUGCCCACCCUUCGUUUAAUCCCUCUACUGACGAAGGUUUAACUUCACCUCGGGCAGUGUCAUUGAGGUGUCAUCAACGUUCAGUGCUUAUGUCAUUGCAUGGAGUGGCAGUAAGUAGCUGAGAGGGACAGCCAUGGCUUUGGUGGCUCUACAGAAGCUAGAAGAGUGUCAAUGGACAAUCAGAGAGCAGCAGAGCCUGGUGGGGACCCAGCUAAGGGGAAAAUUGCUGCUACAUGUUUUGCCUCUUUACCAGGAAACAGGGCUAAGGUACUACUGGGAGCAUAACCAUGACAGUGGGCUGUAUUAGUUAUGAUGAGUAGAUUAACCCUUUAAAGGAACACGCAUCACUUUAAGACAACUCUCACAUUCAAAAGCUUUUUUUUCAUAUUUUCUUCCUUCUACAUUCUUAUGCUUUUCAUGCCCACUGUAUGGAGAUCACCGAUCUAACCAAUCACUGUCCUUUCCCUAGGAACACAGGAAAGUGCAUUGGGCAUGCCUGACAGUCACACAUGUGCAGCUGCAGAUCUCUUUACUUUGCAACAUCCUAAAAGGGGGAGAAAAGAGAGAGUUUGAUCAGUAUGAUCAUGCAGAGCAGACUCCAGUGUCAGGUUUGUCUCUCCUGCUGCUACACAAUCAUGCCCUGUUUCUGUUAUUAGUGGACUGAUCUGAAACGGAGUUGAAUGUGCAGAGGGAAGACUGAAGAAACACCUCUAGUUGAGAGGCGUGCCCAACAAUGCAAUCUGGCCAAAUUUAUAAAUGUUUAUUAUAUACUUAACAUUUUUCAUGCUUUAUUUUGGUUUAUAUAUUUAUUUCAACAUUUUUGCUUGCUGACUUAAAAAAAUAAUUGUCAAGUGCAUGUACCUUUUAAAUAUACAUAGCACAGUCAGAAUAAUGUUUUUGUCCUUCUGAUUUCUGAUGUCAAAAUAUUACUAGUGUGCUUGAAUAUAUAUCCUGAGUUUAUGUGAUUAUGAUAAACUGUGUGGAAGCAUUCAGAUCAAAAUGCUAUUUCCUAGCCAUUAGCUCAUUAGCACGUUGGAGUUUCAAUUUGAUUAAUUGUCACUGGUAUAUUUUUUAUCUAGAGGCAGAUUAGAUAUGCACGAAUGAUACGUCCAUGGGAAAUCGCACAUUGUAGAAAAUGAAUGAGAUACUUUUUUAAAUACAAUUUAAUGUUAUUAAUGAAAUUGUUAAAUGACCAGAUUAUGGGAAUAACUGUAAACAGGUCUGGCAAGAUUAUGCAAUGUCAGUCAGUUGCUGCAAUGACCGAUUUGUUACCAUCACCUAUGUAACGAACCCUGAAGUGGUAGCUAUGGGUUCGUAUGAUUUGAGCCGAACGGCUGAGAGUCUGGGUGAUUAUAGCUCACCGUUCGGUUCUUCUGGUCGGUAGUUAAAGUCCAAAGAAAUAAAAUCCUCUAGUACAGCUUUCCCCAAGGAGUAAUCAGGUACCCAAACACCAGCCGAAACAUGAUGAAGGGUGUAACAAGACUGAUGUUUAUUGAGACCACACAGGCUUUUAUGGAGGUCCCCUUGCAGGAGGACCCCCCACAGUACACAAACUAAAUAGCUAAUCAUAAGGUACAGUUACACUUAAACACUCCCUGUCUCUGCCUGUGAGAUAAUGAGAUAAGUUAAGGAAUAACCCAAUUAGCUCCAGGCGAAGUGCACACAUUUCCCCCAAAACUCAGAACACCCCUUUAUGCUUAAGGUAUCCCCACAAAUGUCACGUCCCCUGAUAGCCCCGAUCUGGGGGAACAACAUAUUAAAAUUUCACCCAAAUCGGUUCAGAGGUUUUUAAAAAGUGUGGAAGUCUUAAGUUACUGACCGCACACGAAGCUCUUGCUGAAAAGUGCUCUCCUAACUGUUCGGGAAAUACAGUUCCAUCGUUCGUAUGUUUGAGACCGGUGUUCGGGAAGUCGAAUGUCCGAUUUUAGUUCCAGACACUUGACGACCAAGUCCCGCUGCCUUUGUCCCGAACAAACAAGAUGGCCGCCAUUUUCUCCGCCACGUGGCAUUCGUAUAUACGAAUGGUGGCCAUCCUGAGAGAGCGCUUAAUUGACGGGCUCCUUUGAAGUCAAUGAGCCAGGAGGGUGGUCUGUGUUCGGUAGUUUCAAUCUACCGAACCAAUGUGGCAUAAACUAACCGAAUAAACUAAACAGAUGAAUGCUCAGAGAAAACCCCGAACUCCCAAUGGGUUUUCUCACAACCUAUAAUAAAUAAAUAAAGCAUUGAUUUACAUAAGGGAAUAAUAAAUAAUAUAAUAAAGAUUUUUUUUCCUAAAAAUGCAUUUGAUGCACUGACAUUGAAUGCACCAGUUUUAAAGAAGAUUUUAAUAAAAUUAGAAAAACAUCAUAAGGAGGAUACAAAAUUUUAAAAAGGCAUGUACGUGUGCAAUCAUAAGGAAUUUGAUCAAUACUGAUGAUCUCAGCCAAUAAAAUGCUUAUCCGCUUGGAAACAUUGGGAGGUUAGAACACAUGUGGUACAUCACUGUGCUGCAUCAAUCUGUUAACUCAAUGUAAAGGGUGGAGACUCUGAAAGUCAGUCCUGCAAUUUUUGCAGGACUGAACCCAGGAAGCUCCCCUAGUGACAGUUAGUAUAGAUGUCGUUAGGCAGCAAUGCUACACUAUGGUCUGUUUCUAUAUUUGUGUAUUUUAGGCUAAAUCUAAAUCCUAAUUGUUGGUAAUAUUGGUAAUAUUUUAUUUAUUAUUGUGCGCUCUCACCUAUCAUUUUAUUUUAAGUUUAACACUGUGAUUGUGUUGUGUGGAGUGAUGUUACACAGGGUGGUAGCAACAACACUUUUUUAUCCAGUCAGCAUUAGUUCUUGCACUGUGUUAUAUUUAAUAACCAAUGUAAACAUUGCCUUUUUCCAGAAAAGGCAGUGUUUACACUGCUCAGCCUGAAGGGACAGACUCUAUGGCCCAGAAAUAUAAAAGGAUCACUAUAGUGUCAGGAAAACAAACCGGUUUUCCUGACACUAUGUCAUCCUUGGGGGACCUUCACCCUCAGGGUCCCUCUCCCCUUUCGCAUCCAGCGUCGCAGAAGCACCUAUAGCAGCUGUCAGGAAGAGUGCGGAUUAACCCUGCUAUGUAAAAUUCAUUGUAAAGCGCUGAAGAGUUUGAUGGCGCUAUAUAAAUAACAUAAUAAUAAUAAACAUAGCAGUUUCUCUGAAACUGCUACGUUUACAUUUGAAGGGUUAAAACCUGAGGGACCUGGGACCCAGACCACUUCAUUGAGCUGAAGUGGUCUGGGUGACUAUAGUGUCCCCUUAAGCUGUAGUGAUUCUGAUGCCUAUGGUGUCCCUUUAAAUGUCCACUUAAGAAGCCAAUGUCUUCUGCUGCAUGCAUUGAAAUAUAGCUCAAAACACACACACUAAUGUACUGUAUAUUAGCAAGAGACUCUUAUGACACAUAUAGCUGCAGUGCCUUGUUGCACAGAUAAUGAAUGGCUCAUACCAUUGGAAAUUGCAGUGGGUUGCAGAACGUAGCAUUGAAACAUUGUGUUUGUACUACUGUUCUGCUAUGCUGAAAUCCAAACACAAGGUACGGAAAUAAACAAUUGUGUAUUAAUCCCUCCUUAGAAAUUGCUUUGACGCAUUUUCUCUCCUCUAAUCAAAUUACGAUGUUUCCACUUCAGGCAAGCUCUCAGUAUCUCUUCAUCGAUUGUCCUGUAACAUUAAAAAUAUUCUAGAUUUACAGCCUCCAGGAAUAGUCUCUAAGUGACUAAAACAACUGGAUAAUAGCAGUAAGUUCACGUUAACCCAUUGUCUGCCUGACAAGCGGACUUGUUUUGGGCUAUAACUUAUUCUUUUAGUUUUUCUCAUAGUGUGGGUUUUUCCUAAUUUGAGAAUCGUGGAUAAUUAACAAGGAAAUAGCAAGUUUUAGCAAAGCUGUAGAAAUCGCUGGAGAAUUUAUUCUGAUUUUCUGUUUAGUUUAAAAUUUCCAGAUCCCUUCUCUACGAUUCCCCAUUUAGUGUAUAACGUCCACAGAUUCCCAUAUAGAACCUGCUCUCAUGCCAUUUAGGAAAAUUUCGACAUGAAGUAAGACACUUAUCCAAGAUCAAGCUACAAUGAUAAUAAUGUGGAAUUCACACGUCUGUAUUAAUAUUGACAGUUUUGCCCACUCUAGAGGGCAUAUGUUUAUUGAGAGGAAUGGGGCAGAUAAGAUCAGUUUGGGAAGAUGGUACUCAUCCUAGCUCUGCAGCACGUCUGAGUGCUGGCACCAUCAUCUUUGUAUAAGCCUCAUGCAUAAUGUCUUCCAUUCUGCUCACAGCAUCAUGGGAUUUGCAGUAAUUUGCAUAGAAUGCCAAGCUGUGCCUAGAAAGCCUUGCAUAUGGUAUAAAAAAUUUGUAAUAGAAUAAAAAUCAAGCAAGAGAGUACAUAAUGUAAGAUAUUGAAGAAGGUAGCAUUUUCUCUUUAAUUAUCUUUGUAAAACAGUUUGAAAAAACAUUUUUUUUACCCUUCUUUUACGUUCUUCAGCAAUAAACUACUGGCAAAAUAGUGCGUAGCAUGAACAGUAUUGACACCUCUACAUGGGUAUCUUUUUUCUGGAUAGAAGGGGAAAGUGUUUAUCAAAUUAGGUGCAUAGUGUAACUUAAUAAUAGAGAAAGAUUACUUUUGGUUUGCGCCAACCGUUGUGCGGUUCAGCUUUCCCCAUAGUAUGUCUAAUUUUCCGUAGCUCAGCUUAUCCAAAAAAUAUUUAUUUUUAAAAGAGAACAAUGGGACUUUCUCGCUUUGCCUUCCGUACAGCCUUGUUUGCAAUAUCCCAGUUGAAUUGGACGUCUUACAGCCAAACGUUUAAAAUUAAUUCGUCUGUUUCAUUGAUUUGCUUUUUCCUUUUCUUUUCACAAUAAUUUGGUAUCAUAGUUUUCUCUACCGAAGAGUCCUUAAACUCAUUUAAUUUAGCAGUAAUUGUCCCACAGAUUUAGUCCAAAAAUGUGCUAAUGGCUGUUUAUUCACUGUCGAGAAAAAGACAAAUCAGAAAUAUUUUCAAAUUGGCGACUUUCCCAGCUCAGCUACCUUGGCCUGAGUUUGGCAGUUCCCGAGUCAUUUCUUCACAAUUCCCAGCUUAGAGAAAAAACUUCAUAGUAUAUUCACAUUUUCUUGCUGAGAAAUGCUGCAACUUGGACCAGUCAAUAUAUUAACUGUGCUUUCUAUAAAACUAAUAUUCCAGUAGUUCCAGUGCUCUGUAGUCUAUUUUUUAUUUUUAUUUAAAUCAUCGUGUUUUAUAUCUACUUUACCUUUUUACAAGGUUAUUCAAUAAAGUUACUUGUCAGAAAUUCUAUUGAAUUUAAAAUUUUAAGUCACAAUGCAUAAGUACCAAGAGUCCCAAAUUUGCUGGGAGAGUCCUGGAUUUUGGGUUACUAUCCCAGCACAAAUAGAUAUCAGGGAGCUUUCAAAAUGAAGGAGAAGAAUGGCUCUACUUGAGGUGGAAGGCCAUCAUUCUGCUUGGCCACAAUCUUUAGGGAUGGGACUACUCUUUUUGAUGAUCCCUUUGACUGGCAGCCUUCCCCUUGAUGACCAGACGCACCGCCAGCACAGUGGCCUGCUCUGUGCACCAUGCUGUGUGCAACCCACUUUCUUGCCUGCACACCUCCAUCAUGGAUGGUGGGCAGGGAAGAUUGGCAGGCAUGACAAUAAUCAAAAUGGACAUAGGGGGUAAUGCAUUAAAAUUGUGUGCUAAUAUGCAGUGAUAGAAUUAACCAUGGUGUAUGGACCCAUUUGCUCAAAUGGCUGUUACUUUGACCACAUAACCAGUGUAAUGUUAGAAAGGCUACAUCUGUGGACCAAAAAAAAAAACCCAAUCAAAAGAAGAAAAAUGAAAAGUUAUUUAGACCUCAGCAUAAAAACCAACCUACUUUAUUAAUAUUAACCAUACAAAAAACAAUGAAAUUAAUUUUAAAAUACUAAAGUACAGAAUGAUGUAUUAAUUUAUUUUUUAUUUGCAAACUUUUACAAUGGAAUAAAACAUAGGGUUGGAUGCAUGCUAUUGGGAGUAAAGGAGUUAAACAGUUUAUCACUAUUGAGUUGGCCAGGAUAUUAACCAGUGAUAUUCCACAUCUCACACGCUCUACUUUUUGUAAAGUGAGAAAUCAAAAGUGAAUUUCAAAUUCAAAAUAAAAAUAGUCAGCUACACUUCCUGACCCAAUAGUGUUAAAAACCCUGUUAAGCUUCCUGUUCCCCCAAUACCUCCUUAAAAAGAGCAUAAACUUUCCUUUAUUCCAGCGCAGCGCGGGUCCCCAUAGAGAUGCAUUGAGUCAAGGAGAUGCUGCUUGGCCAGCGGGGCAUUUGGCUCCACCACUGCCCCAUCUCCUUGACUGACAUCAUCAAAAUUGAUGAUCUCAGCCAAUCCAAUCCAAUGCUAUCCCAUAGGAAAGCAUUGGAUUGGCAGCGAUCGGCAGUUCUGAUGCUCUCAGCCAGGGGGGUGGAACCAAAUGCCCCGCUGGGCAAUCAGCAUCUCUUUGACUCAAAGUAUCUCUAUGGGGAAAGUUUAGCGUCUCAACACAGAGUGACCCAGAAAGCAACUCUAGUGAAUGCCACUGGAGGUGUCCCUAGUGUAUAAGAUGCCUUUUCUCUGAAGUUUAUUGGAGUGAUAUUAAGAUUUUAGCAUGGAUAAUUAUUGGAGAAGGACUUGGAUCUUAGCAUGGGUAACUACUGGAUAGACACUUGGAUGUAAGCAUGGGUAACUUCUGGAGGGACACUUGGAUCUUAGCAUGAGUAAUAACUGGAGGAACACUUGUAUCUUAGCAUGGGUAACUACUGGAGCAAUGCUUGUAUCUUAGCAUGGGUAACUAAUGGAGCAUGAUGUGGAUCCUAGCGUGGUUAACUAUUGGAGCAGGACAUGGAUCUAGGUAAAGGUGAAGGAUAUUCAACACGGGAGCAGAACAUGACAGUGCAGCACGAAUAAGUUCUGUAAUGUAAGUUAAGGCACAUGGCGUACCAGCUUGAACUCUAUCUUUAACAGACAUAUCACGUACUCUGUAGGUUUAUCCCUUGAUUUGCAUGGUCAGUGCCAGACAAUUCAUUUACAGGUUAUAGUUAACUCUGAUAAAUGACGAUUAGUUAAAUAAGCCCAAGAAUCAGUAGUAAUCAUGAAGUCAGAUCUAAUGAAUAGAUUUUCAGGCUCUAACUUGUAUAAAUAGUCCUGUCUCAGAAGCCUUAAGAACUAACGAAUAUUAGAAACACCUCGAACAACCAACAAAGAUCAAAUGAGGUCCAUCCUCUGGACAUUUACCACAAUACCUGGUAAUGGCAAUUAGAAAUGGAGAGAGAUUGAAGAGAUGAGAAGAUAAUCAGAAUUUAUCUGACAUGCCACAUUUCUUUGUCUCCUUUCACUCAUCCCUCGUCCCUCAUGGUGAAGGGACAGAUGUAUCCCUGGGAAGCACAGAAAGUGUCUCCUCAGGCUCAUGCUAGUGCCUAACGAUGCAGAGUUCUACAGCUGCUCUCCAGAAAUACACAGAAAACUCCAACAGAAGACCUUAUUAACUUGCAACAUUUCAAAACAACGAAAAGAUUUAUUGAAGAGCAAGAACAGUUUGUUUGCAAAGCCUAUGUGAUCCAAUUUUUUAUUGUGUUUAAACGUUUUGAUUUUUUUUUUUUUUACGUUUUCAAAAAUUCUUGUAUGACACUUACACUGCAGCCAUUCUGAUUUAAGUACUAUAUGCAAAAAGUGAUAUACUAAUAUUGUAAUUAUAUCGCUGAAUUUUAAAGCAGAUAUACAUGCAAGUUCCAGCUGUAUGUGUAUUUUUAUGGUACAUCAUUAUAUGUUGCGGAGGACCUCAAGCAAUUCCAAUACUAGAGAUGACUGUACCAGUCGAAGGUAGACCACUUGAAGAGCAAUUACCCUGUCCUCUGAUAUCGCAGUUUACAUGGGAAUAAACCUUGGUGCCCAUCCCAGCAUUGAUGACAAUUCUUUUUCCAUCCAAGAUGUUGACAUUGACUGCCUUGGAGAGAAGGUUGAGGAGCACUGCUUUCCUGAAUCAGUUUAUCGGUACUGAAAUGCUACUGAGCCCAACCGACAUAUGUCCAAAAUUAAGCAGUCCCUAAAAAUUUUUUUUUGGGACAAGUCUAAACAUAGGGCAAUUUCCAUGGAAACCAUUGGAAUCUGACACUUUUGCACAAUAUUAGAGAGCAGAACACUUUGAUAAAUCUCUCUCAUUAAUUACUUUUGAUGUCCAUUUACCAACUGCUGAUAUAGUUACCUUUUGAUAUUAUGCUUAGUGCUUUGAGUCCCCAUAAGAAAAAACUAACUCUAUAAUUUUUUUUCCAAGUGACAUUAUCCCAUUAUCCUGUAUUAAUUGAAGUCCAUUCACAAGUGAUGAACCUACCUCUUCCAUGUUGGAUGUCCCUAGAAAAUCUGUAGUUGGUGUUUUUUAUAUAAGUGAAAAUAGGAACUUGUAGUGAACUGCUGACCACAUUUCAAAAGAAUUGUCCAUUUAACUAGUCACACCUCAGCUAUUUUAGCCUGGUGAUUCUUUUUUGUAUUUUUUUAAUUGACCACAUUUCACUGUUUAGUGAAUUAAACCUCCGGUAAUUUAGAAAUAAUGAGAAACAGGAAUCUAUAGGAGCGACAAGUGAUCUGAGUCUGGUGGAUCGAUAUGCGUAACAUGCCUUUUCAUUAAAUGCCUGAAGAUUUAUUGCCCCUCCUUGGCUGUCCAACAAGAUAAAUUGGCAUGUAGGACAAACCAUGAACAGUUAUUUAAUUACUGCUAGUAUUAUGCCAUCAGUUUCCACAAAAUCAACCUUUAUCUACCUUCCCUAAAAGAGAAGUGUCUACUCUGAUGUUUUUAAAAUAUGAUGAUAAUUUUAUUUGAUUAGUACUGAUUCUUGUUACAUUCUUACUGGCUCAGUGUUCUUUAGUGUUCAACAGAAGGCAUUUUUUUUUAUUCUUAAAGGGACAGUCAACAUUUUCUUUCUAUAAGAAGUCUAUUGAGUUUUUUAAAUGCAAUGUAAAAAACAAAAUAUAUAAUCUCAGAUAUGAGCAUAUAAUCCCCGAAGAUAAAAUUGGAGAUGAAAGAAUUAAAUAACACAUUUUUAAAGGAUCUUGCCAAUCACGUUAACUGCUACAGCUUAUUAUAAUUGUUGCAAGGAAUCUAUACAUUUUAAUUCCCACGCAUGUUCUUGUUAAUUGUCUUUAAAAUCUGGCUUCCCUGUUAAGCGGUCUGAGUAUUUCGAUCGUGUGAGCACUUACAGCCAACUCACGCCACUCAAGUCAAUCCACAUUACUUGCAGGAGCUCACACUGCACUUUGCCGGGCAUGUAUAUAUUACAUAUACAGGUAUACAGGUAUACUUAGAACCUUACAGGUUAUUUUACAGGUAGGUACAGUAAGUCCAGUAGGUAUACAGUGUGCUGUAAACAGACGCUGAGCGAGAAGAUUUGACUCUACAUUCUGCAGUUUGGUUGUCCUUUAUCUGCAGUGCUCAGUGUAGUAAACAAAUCAAGUCGUGAUUUCAGUUUAGAAAUAGUUUAAACUUUUAAUCAUGAUAGGUACGAGCAAGACAUUUAUAUUCCAGUCAUUUAGAUUUUAUGAUGUGUCCUCGAAGCACUUAUAGAAAUGGCAGUAAGUUAAACAGAUGAGGAGACAAAUUGCAACAUUCUAUAUGAUGUCACUAGACAAAAAUGACUUUGCAUUCUCCUGCGAUCCACGAGUCUCAAUAGUUUUGAAUUCUCUGGAGAAAGAAAAGACAAACAGAGGAAAAGUCCUUAGUAGUUUAGUAUUGUUUAUUGAUAUGUAGCUUAAAAGUAAUUAAGACUACCUCACCAACAUAUAAUAAUUAAUCAGACAGUAACACUUGGAUCUCAUGGUUAAUACAGUAUAUAUAUUUUUUAAUGGAGAAGUCAUGUACCUGUCUUUUUCAGUUGUUUACACAUUGUUUGACCAGUUCAAAUGAUGGGGAAAUAUAAUAUUGUAGCCUAAAUUUUAUCGUUUGUAUGUUUAUUCUCUACAGCUGGGGUAGGCAGCCUUUUAGAAGUACUGUGCCAAAAUAAGAUAUUUAAGUCCCCUGGUGUGCCGGGCUUAUUUUUUAAUUUGUGGUGUGUUACCUAUGAAUGUGGGCUGUGUUUGGGGGCUGCUUGUGGAAUUGUAUGUGGAUGAUAUGUCACAUAGUGUGUUUGGUGGUUUGUGUAUGGAGCUGCUUGAGGUAUUGCAUGUGGGAGGCCGUUUUUUGGGUUGGUUGUGUGUGUGUAUUAUUGUCAGUGGUUUUGUGGGAUCUGUGUUUGUGUGUGGGCUGUUCGUAUUAUUUGUAUGAGGGGGAGGCUUAUUCUGCAGCUGUGUAUAUCUAGCAGUGUGGGUGGCUUCCUUGGGGUCCAGUGGGGGCUGGACUGGCCAGGUACUGGUCAAGGGCAGGAACUGCAAUAGCUGAUGUAGGCUGUUCUACUCCAGUGUGUAUUCACUUUUACAAGUACUGGGUACCUAAGUGCUGCAAUGCGUAAUUUGAGUAUUGUCCCUUACCAUCUUUUUUGCACUAGCAGAAAUCUGAAGUCCCACUGGGGCUCCUGAUACGCCAGAGCUCCCACUGGGGCUCCUGAUAGGCCAGAACCUGUUUGGCUCUAGCAGCCUUGAGUGCCAGGCGAAGGCACCUGGAGUGCCAUGCUUGGCACAUGUGCCGGAGGUUGCUGACCCCUGCUCUACAGUUUGAAUUUUAGUGACUAUCCCCAAAUGAUAUCCAUUAGAUCCUUUUAGGACGUUUUGCGAAAAAUAUUGAGGAUAAUAAAUACAUAAAUGGAUUUCUAUGGAAAGCUUCUGGUUUCCUGAUAUUUACUCUUGAAAGAUGAUAUUUAAGAAAUACUUUAAGUCCAAUUUGAACUAUUACAUUUAGUUUAAUAGAGACUAUAUAUUAAGGUGUCAUACAUAGGAUCAUGACAAUGUUUCUCAUUAUUCUGAAUGACUUGCAGAUCAUUAUGGUAAACAUCGCCACAGUCGGAUUACCUGCUGUCAGCCAUCUUUGAACUAACACCUAAGUUAAACUUAGUUGAACUGGGGCAUAAGUUGACCUUUGUUGGACUCUCCUUUGUAGAUGUACCAGGUAACUGAGGUAAUAAUUUGUAAAAUCACACCUCAAUUUUUUGAGCAGGCCUUCGGGUCAGUUGAAUAAUACAGGAACUGGAUAGAAUUCUGUCCAGUUUAUUUUGUAUUCAUGUUCUACAGCCAAAGUCCCCGGGGUCCCAGAGAGCCGAGCAGUCUCUGCUGCUGUGAACUGUAAUUGGUCACUUUAAGGGCUAACGGACAGAGCUAAUAAGGACUUAUAUGGGCUAAACAUAUAACACUGCGACUGUUUCCAAGCAACACAUUAAUAAUGAUAGAAUUCUCUGCGAAAUGACUAAUUAUCCAGUACGAUUAUGACGGCAAGGUGAUAAAUGCUUUAUUGAAAAGACAAUUUCCGUCAUAGACCUUGUUUUUACGCUUAUGGUGCCUUAGAGUGCGUACAAAACAUUUCUCCCUGAAAUAAUGGUUGGAAGGCCGUAUUUGUAAGAAAUAAGCAAUGAACAAUAAACAGCAGCAGUGAAACGAUUUUAUUAGAAACAGUUUGUCUUGUUUGGUCAUUCCGUGGUUCAUGGCCAAUCUGCUGUCGUGGUCAGCUAACCCAAUUAGCCAAUGAAUGGCUUUAAAAUAUGAAUGACAUUGCUGCAGUAAAUGAACAACAACAGAACAGGGGGCUACGGGAUCCCCGUUUUCUGCCAAACUUCUUGAAAUGUAAGAAUGACGUAUAUUAUAUCAAGUGAUAGGAAGCUGUAAAGAAGAUGGUAAUAUUGCUCAGAGGGUCAAUACUGGAUAGAUUUAGGAAUAACCUUAACAUACCAAUUCAAUGUCUCUUCGUUCAUCCUUCCAUUGUUGGUAAAAUGGUAACCACUGCACCAAUGUUAGAUAACGCAUCCAUGAUGGUACUCUUUAUGUAUUUACCAAUGCGAUAGACUACUUAUAGAUUAGUUAAAAUGGCUGUGUUGUUUCCAGUUAACUACUUACAGGGAAACUAUAGUCACCAAAACAACUUUAGCUAAAUUAAGCAGUUUUGGUGUACAGAUCAUGUACCCCUCCAUUGCUCCAUUAUCUGCCAUUUAAUAGUGAAUUUUUGUUUCUGUUUAUGCAGCCCAGGCCACACCUCACCUAUUUAACCAAAUAAAAUGGUUUAAUAUUCAGUCGGAUGGUACAUACAUUUAAAAAAUAAUUUUUUUAAUCUCCUGCUCUGUAAAUUGAACUUUAAUCACACACUGGAGGCGCAUGCCGGGUCAAGAAGGCUCUUAAGAGAGUAGAAGAUAAAAAAUUCUAAAUGAAACAGACUGUGCAAUUAAGGAAGUUUAAACAUUAGAUGUCUUUUUACAGGAAGUGUUUAGGAAGGCUGUGUAAGUCACACGCAGGGAGGUGUGACUAGGGUUGCAUAAACAAAGAGAUUUAACUCCUAAAUGGCAGAGAAUUGAGCAGCAAGACUGCAGGGGCAUGAACUAAACACCAAAACUGCUUUAUUAAGCUAAAAAUGUUUUGGUGCCUAUAGUGUCCUUUUAAUUGUGAGUUACAAAUCCCAGCGUGUGUCAGUGAGACAUUACUUAUACACCUCCUGUAUUGCAGCUUGCCUUACUGCAUGCCUCCAGUCUUUCCUAAUGCCCUUCCAUCCAUAAUUGUUGGUAGGGGAUACUGUCAUACCAAGGCAUUUAUUUGGCACCAGACAAUAAAAGGUAUUACAGACCAUGCUAUGUAUCUAUAAUGUUAAUAAGUACAUUUCUGUGAUUAUAUGAAUUGCAGUACCACCCAUGUUGCAAACUAGUACGACCAGAGUGGGUGGGGCAUGGGGUGCUUGUAACAUAAUAUGCAUCCCUGGUGAUGCUCUGCAAAGGACCAAUGGUACCCUGGCAGGUUUUAGACAUUUUAAGAGCCUGUUUAAGUAGAAAUGUGGAUCUUGGAAAUUAAAGAAAUGUAGGCCUUAAAUUUAAUAUUUUUGGAUAAACUUUUUAAAUGAAUUUCAAAGUAUUUAAAUAUAAAAAAGAUAUAAUAUCUAACAAUAUAUUAAAGGACCACUAUAGGCACCCAGUCCAUUUCAGCUCAAUGAAGUGGUCUGGGUGCCAGGUCCCUCUAGUUUUAACCCUCCAGCUGAAAACAUAGCAGUUUCAGAGAAACUGAGGGUUAAUCCAGCCUCUAGUGGCUGUCUUACUGAUAGCCGCUAGAGGCGCUUCCGCGAUUUUCACUGUGAAAAUCAAAGUGAGAAGACGCUAGACGUCCAUAGGACGUCCUCUUCAUCCUGCCCUGUUGGCCUCCACAACCCAUGGUGUACCUAAGCGCCUUGACAUAACAAACGGUAGCUGGAUCAAUAUGUUUAAAUGCAAUGUAAUAGUUCUCACCUUAAUGUUUUUUCUUUGUUUAUACUCGGUUUACAUUAUGAUUUAGCGACUGAAUGUGUAUGACACACCCGAUGACAACCCGACGGGCCACUUACACCUGACUACACGUCAAUCUAACAAACCCGGUUUACCUGACUACAAGUUAAUAUAUGUCUGUUGUGUGAGGUGAUGUCUCCAAUGUAUAUGACCUAGUCUAGUGCAACAAAAAUACAGGUGACCAUAAAGUGUCUACAAUGUUAUGUAAAUGUAACCACUGCAACCCAAGCUUGUAUACAUGUUUUAAAUGAAUGUGUCAUAAAGCUUCACCUGCAAAAUUAAUGAAUAUAAAAAAUGUAAAAAAACAGCAAAGAGGGGGCAGAUUGGGUAGAACUUAGCCAAGCAUUCUAGAAUUCAUUAGGUUAGUCGUUAAGAGAAACAGAUCAGAAUUCAGAUCAUUAUCCUUACUGUGAUAUUCAGUACGACUUAUAACAUUGUUUGUGAAUUACUGAUGAGCUCUGUUAAAAUGAUGUAUGUGCAGUAUGAUUUCUUUAUUCAAGCAGCAAUAUAAUAAAAAUAUUUAGUAAGAAAUAUAUCAGUUUCAACUUUUAUACAUUAUUAAAGGGAUACUAUAUUCACCAAAAUAACUUUAGUUUAAUGAAGCAGUUUUAAUGUAUAGUUCAUGAUCCUGCAGUCUCACUGCUCAAUUCUCUGCAAUUUAGGAGUUAAAUCCCUUUUGUUUGUCCAUGCAGCCCUGGCCACAACUGCCCUGGCCACAACUGCCCUGGCUGUGACUCACACACCAUGCAUGAAAAAAAUGGUUUCACUUUCAAUUAGAUGUAACUUACUUUAAAAGUUCUUAAAAGUGAACUUUAAUCAUACACAGAAUGCUUCUGUUGGACCUAGCAAGCUAACAACAGUGUAGGGUUUAAUACAUUUUAAAUUAAAUAUAAUUUGCAAAGAAAGAAGUAUAAACAUUAGCUGACUCUUUACAGGAAGUGUUUAGUAAGGCUGUGCAAGUCACAUGCAGAGAGGUGUGACUAAGGUGCAUAAACAAAGUGAUUUUACUCCUAAAUGGCAGAGAAUUGAGCAGUGACACUGCAGGGAAAUGAUUUAUACACCAAAACUGCUUCAAUAAGUUAAAGUUGUUUUGGUUACUAUAGUGUCCCUUUAACAAUAAUCCAAACUGACUUUUUAAAAGUGUAUCUUCUACUAUAGUCAGGACGGAAACAUCAGACAAAUCUGGACACAAACACACAAUAGAGUGUAUAGGAAACUAAUGGAAGGAGAAGAUGUGUCACUAGGCCUUGACCAGAUAUAUCAAUAAACCCUUAAAGGACCACUUUAGGCACCCAGACCACUUCAGCUUAAUGAAGUGAUCUGGGUGCCUGGUCCAGAUAGGGUUAACCCUUUUUUUUAUAAACAUAGCAGUUUCAGAGAAACUGCUAUGUUUAUAAAUAGGUUAAUCCAGCCUCUAAAGCCUCUAGUGGCUGUCUCAUUGACAGCCACUAGAGACGUUUGCGUGCUUCUCACUGUGAAAAUCACAGUGAAAAGACGCAAGCGUCCAUAGGAAAGCAUUAUGAAUGCUUUCCUAUGAGACUGGCUGAAUGUGCGUGCAGCUCCUGCCGUGCAUAUGCAUCCAGCCGAAGAGGAGGAGAGGAGGCGGAGAGGAGGAGGAGAGCUCCCCGCCCGGCGCUGGAGAAAGGUGAGUGUUUAACCCCUUCCUCUCCCCAGAGCCCGGCAGGAGGGGGACCCUGAGGGUGGGGGCACCCUUCAGGACACUAUAGUGCCAGGAAAACGAGUAUGUUUUCCUGGCACUAUAGUGGUCCUUUAACAGUGUAGCAAUAUUAUAGAACAAACAUUACAAUUCGGGUAGCAAACAUUAAUCUCUGGCAAUUUAAUUCAUAAAGCAUCACUUUUAUUACAGACACUAACCAGAUCACCUUUAAGGUUUAAAAACAGACUGUGUAAUUAAUAGGGCCAAAACCAACAACUCAAAAUUCAAACACAAUGUUACUGUGCCACUGAGUACACUAUACUCAGUCCGCUGCAUGUAUGGGUUAAAAUAAAAAUAAAAAUACACUACCCACUCUCCCCAAAAAUAAAUAUACGGGAGGUUCCAUUCACAAAAAGCAGCCUACCCACUGAUAUUUGAUUGCAAGUUUCUUGAUAAAAGUAAAGGUCAAGGCAUUCAUUUUAAUCUAUUCAAGUAGCUGUGUCAACGCACCCCCCCUCCCCCCUCCCAAAAAGAGCUUUCCCAUAAAGAUAAAAUCUUGUGAAAUGCCCAUAAAGAUUUGUUGGUAAUUUCCUUAAAAUUCCAAAACAGUCAAAAGAUAUCAUAAGACAAAAGACUAUUUUAUCCUAUGUAUUUUUCCUACAUUUGACAAAACUUGGCAAAUAUGUGAAACUACUUCCAUUAAAGAGACACUCCACUGCCAAAUGCUAAAUAAAUAAAAUCACUGUGUAGUAGAUAUACCCCCAAAUAAAUGUGUUUGUAUGCAUUUAAUUAUGCAUUUCUUCAUUGGAAUUAUAACUAAGAACAAUUUGCAAAAUCUGCAGUUUUCUUGUCUGCAGCCUUUACAAGCCCUCCUCUUGUAGCCCCGCCCAAACACUCUGUGGUUUGCCAAUCACAGACUUCCCAAUGCAGCUCAAUGAGAAGUCUUUGAAAGUCAGGUGCUUUGGGAUUGCUGCCUCUUGAGUUUAGUGUAAAUAAGCUAACCAAACCAGGAAGUAAUAUUGUCUGCUGUCUUCAUGAAAAGCCAAGGGGGUGUAACUAGUAUAAUUUAUAAAAGUAUAAAUUUCUAUUUAAAUCUGCACUUUUUGCCAAAGUUUUUCAGCAAGCUAAAGUGCUUUAUGGAUCUGGAGUGUUCCUGUGAGGUUUGUCAAGCCCUCAGCCAUUGCUAGUAAUGGUAGAAGGGAAAAAAGUUCUGUCUAUUGAGGCUCCCGCGGUCUCUGACUUUCUUUCAGAUGAAGCGGAACCUGUAGUAUUAUUUUUGGACGAUAGCUUCCCUUUAGCAUUAUGUUUACUUAUCCUCUAUAAUUAACAAAUAUAUGUGUGUGUGAGAUGUACAAAUUUAAAUAAAUGUAGAAAUUCACACAUCUUUCUAUUGCAACUAGUGCCUCCAUUUUUGUGUCCUGUCUAUCAUUCGUAUAAGCUACAGGGGUGUGGAUCCUAAGGGGGGGAAAAACCCUUUAACUCUGCUGCUGGCCCACAGCACGGUUAAAAGAAAAAAACAACAACAUGCCAGGAACUGCAUGACCCAGGUGUCGAGCGAUACGAUAUGUGCAUCCCUGAGCUAUGUAGUUUGCACCUGGCAGUCAGCACAGAGAAAGCACACAGGGGAGAGGAGAAAUGAAGCAAUGUUUCUAUGUCUCCUCAUUUGCAUUGUUUGCCCUGGUUGUGCCAAGCAGGAACUGGAAUGUUAUAUCACUUGCUAAAUCUACCUGGCCAGGUAACUAUAAAACAGAUGAGGCAUGUGCUCAUCGCUCAUGGGAUUCUUUAUAAACUCCGGUAUUUAACCCUAAUGCUUAAUCAAAACAAAAAAAAGGGGGCCUUAUGUCCACACAUUAUUUUAACAUCCUGAUAAGCAAUCUUUAUAAUAAACUGAUGGGGUGGAGGGGGGAUUCCCAAGGUUCCACUUACUGUCUUAGAGAGUUGGAGCACUUACCUAUGGCCCUGUCCUGAUGUUACAGGUUCAGUGAAUGAGCUAACACCACGAACAUACUUUUAUUGCAUCGCUAUGACUGCUGUGUGUAUCGCUGCUUUCAUUCUACAUGACAGUAUGGUGACUUAUGUGUCAAGCAGGAUGUAAUACAUAAUACUUUAUGUGUCAAGUAGGAUACUAAUGUGAUGAAAGCUAAUAUAAAUAUGUAUGGGAAUAGAAAAUAAAGCAAAAAAAAAAAAACCCAGCAAAUGUCUUGGUGUAAUAAUAAACAUAAAUAGCGUUGCAGCUAUUAGAAUAUGUGUAGGUACAGUAAGACAGAUACUGCAGUUCGGAGUUGUUCUAUGAUUACAGAUUCCAAUUGGAUGUUGUCUUGUGGUGCAGUUUCUAUAGAUACUUGUACACCAAUACCAUGUUUCUAAUUAAAUAAUAUGGACAAGUGCCACCGUAAAUCAAAGGGACAUAAUAAAACGAAUUAUUUACUGCACCCCUGAUUGAAAUGAGAUAUUUAGCAGCUUUCGUAAGGAUCGUUAUUGAUAAGGUCUGCGUUCUGGUUUAAUUAAAGAGAUGCCGUACAAUUAUUGAGGCAGAAACAUCUACAAGAUCAGCUAUUCUAAAAUAAAUUGCAGGAGGUGCAUAUCUUAAAAGAGCCCUAUAUAAGAGAGGUCUACUGGGAACUAGUAAGAUGGGCAGAUUGGAAUGUAUUAAAAGGGCACUGUAGGCACUAUAACAAUUUAAUCUAUUUUUAAUUGGUUAUAUUGCCUGGCGUCCCCUGGCGCUGUCCCUCAAUUCAAUUUUCAACCAUUUUCAGGCAGUUUAAAACUAAAUAAGGGUCCCUUAUAUAUAUAUAUUUUUUUUAACUUAUGCUUAUUUUUUAAGUUAUACAUUAGGAAAUAAUGGUUACUACAAGUCAAAACACAUUUUAUUACCUGUUAAAGGACCACUAUAGUGUCAGGAAACCUGCUUUCCUGACACUAUAUAAUCCUUAGGGUCCCCCCACCCUCAGGGCCCCCUUCCCGCUGGGCUGAAGGGGUUAAAACCCAUUCAGCCACUUACCUUUAUCCAGCGCCAUACUCCCUCGGCAUUGGUGAUCUCCCCCUCCGACGUCAGCUCCCGAGUGGAGCCAAAUGCACAUGUGCGGCCAGAGCCGCACGCACAUUAAAAACGCCCAUAGGAAAGCAUUUCUCAAUGCUUCCCGAUGGAUGUUCUGCAUGCUCAAUGCGAUUUUCAGGAAGACAGCCACUAGAGGCUGGAAUAGCCCUGCAAUGUAAACAUAUCAGUUUCUCUGUAACUGCUAUGUUUACAUCUGAAGGGUUAAAACCUGGGGGACCUGGCAUCCAGACCAUUUCAUUAAGCUAUAGUGGUCUGGUGACUAUAGUGGUCCUUUAAUUUUAACAAUGAGGGUCUAAAUCUAAAGUAAAAUAAUUACUAUUUUAAUGUUAAAUACUAAAUUUAUUUAAUUUUAAUGAUAAUAUUCCUUUAAGAGAGAGGGAUUUAGUGUGUAUGUGAUAUGACUUGUUGGCAUCCUCAAAGCACGUCCGCUCACUUGUAUCAUCCGAAAUCACGUUAAUUUUUAAAAAAUGGUUUGAGGAUAUGAAACAAAAAACGUGCACGUUUUGAAUAUAUUAUGAAUUAACCAAACAUACUAGGGUUUAUUUGUUAAAGUCUGUAUUGUAUUAAAAGCAAAGAGGGAAAAUUGAGGCUAAAAUAAAAUAAUCUGACUGUGACUAUAACUGACUUGGAAGAUUCUUUCUGAUUAACAAUUUUGACUCAUGGCAAAAAGGACUACCAGAAGACACACUUUUAGAAAGUUAAAAUAUUUGUAAUCUAUAUUCUUCAAACUGUCUGAGUCAUAUUGUUUUAAGAGGGUAAAAUGUAAAACGGCUAUAAAAAAUGUUUCAUGAUCUGAAAAAGUUAUAAAAUGUAAAACAGUUACAUGAAAAAAUGAGUUGCCUCAGAGUUCACAUAUUCUCUGUUUUUGUUACCUUAUAAUAUGAGUAGCCAGAAAAGUUGCAAAUCAAUAUAAAAGUUACAUAUAAAAAAAUGGAUUGCAUAGCAUGAAAAGUUACAAAGCGAUAUAAAAUGGCUACUUAAAAGAAAAACAGACCAUAUAGCUAGAAAAAAUGCUAAAAUAACAAUAUAAAACAGCCCCAUAAAAAACGACUGCAUAGCCCGAAAGAUUGCAGGAUACAAUAUAACUGUUACAAUAAAAAAGGCAGGCUGCAUAGCUUAAACAUUUAGUAGAAAAGAGGGACACCAUUUAAAUUUAUACAGGGCAGAUUAGGGCUAAUGUGAGAAAAGUGUUCUUUACAAAAAGGGUAGUACAUACACGGAACAGCCUUCCAGUAGCACUGGUAGUACAGAAAUUGGAUAAUGCUCAAAGUGGGCAUAAUGAGCUAUUGUGGAGAAAUAAUAAAUCCUAUCUGGCUGAUAUAUUACAAUGAGCAGACUGGAUUGGUAAAUUGGGUCGUAUCUAGUGUCAGAUUGAAUGGUAUUACGCCACGCAAUUUAUGUUGAUCGUUAAAACAGUGAUCCAACAUCAGCCACAUAAUCAGCUCCCUGUUGGAUGAGUCUAAGCAUUUGUUCAGAGGGACCUUUGUCCUGUUUACUUGGAGGUAUAAAGUUCCCUGCCAUGACUGACGCGUCUUGUUUAUGGGCGAGAAGCUGUGUGAUUUCCAGUUGCCAGACGCUGAAUCCAGCUGUUGUGAGUUGCAGCUCUGACUGUCUUUCUUUCUGUGCUUGUGUCUUUGUACAGCUGUGUCAACGAGCAUGGAAGAUUAUGAUUUUCUUUUCAAGAUCGUCCUGAUCGGAAAUGCCGGCGUAGGAAAGACCUGCCUCGUCCGACGCUUUACUCAGGUAAGACACACUCAGAUAGGAUGUUCUUUUAUUAUUAUUUUAUUAUUUAUAUAUCUUUAACCCGUUAGUACACGGGAAAUAAAAAUCACUAAACCGCAAAAUGUGCAGGAUCAGCAAGGGAAUAGAAAAUAUUGCACCAUUGUACAGUAUACAUUUUUUUUUCCAGUUUUUGUAUUUUGGCUAUGAAUUUGCAAUUCGCUCUUCAAUUAUACACAAUAUUAAGUUUAGUGACUAAAUCCCAGGGGUUCAGCAAAAAAAAAAAAAAAAGGUGUGCUUUCAGUACUAGAUGUAUCACGCUACCCUGUGUUACAGCAAAUAUUAUUUUUAUUCUCUCUACACUUUGCUUCCAUAACUGAAAUUCUGCAUAUUUAUGUAUUAAAACCUACAUAGGUUGUAUCUGAUAUUUAUACCUGGCCCCUGGCUUUGCUGGGGAUACGGCUCAAUAUUGGACACAGGGAUAGAUUAGAAAAGGUUUGGUCAGUAUUUGCUUUAACCCCUUAACCCUUUAAGGACAUAUGACGGAAAUAUUCCGUCACGAUUCCCUUUUAUUCCAGAAGUUAUGUCCUUAAGGGGUUAAGGACACAUGACAUGUGUGACAUGUCAUGAUUUCCUGUUAUUCCAGAAGUUUGGUCCUUAAGGAGUUAAAGGCAAACCAAAUAUGGACCAAAUUUAUAGAUGUCCCAUACAUAUCUCUUUUGUCUUCCUACCCCGUCACCAUUGUUGCCUCCCGCUGGUGUACUGAUAAAGCAGUCCAACUUCACUGAAGCAGUGAUCAAAUACAACAACUCUGUCCUACCUGGUCCCCCACAUGGUAAUAUGAUGUCAUAUUAAAUGGUCAAUAUUGCUCACAUUCCAUUUGGAGAGACAUUCCAUAUGGCGUAAAAAGCUCCUUAUCACAUUUCUUUUCUUGCCUUUAAAACCAGUCCCUUACACCACUUUUCCAAUAUUUGGGAGAUUCCUCACAACUUAACCCCCACGAUAUCUUGUAUUAUGGCCCUGUUACUGAUUUAACAGUGACUUUCGAUGUCUCCUAAUAUUUGUUACACAGUAAAAUUAGUCUGAAAUCUGAGGUUUUAUGAUAAGAACAGCAAACACUGACUCUUAAAGUGCUCAGUUACUAAAUUGCAAAGUAAGAAAUAUGACAUUUUGCAAAAGGGAUCUUUAAAUAUAAAAAAAAAUUAGAUUAAAGUAGAAAAUAUGUCCAAGCACUCUUCCAAAAGAUAUUUAGAAUAAGAUUGUGAAAAAGAUUAUCUUUCUUUUGUCUCAAAUCCAAAAACAAAGUACAGAAAAUAAGCCAAAUGCCUAGCAAAAUAGAUGUAAAAUAAAAAUAAGAUGUGUAGAAAAUAGAAAAAAAAAGAAUGAAUAAAUACCAAUGCAAAAUAUUAGAACAUAUUUAAACGAAGUGUAUCUGCAACCCAAAUCUAAUUGCACUCACGUGUUUUAGAGCAUAUAGCCUGGCCAUAAGACUGUUAAUGGAAGUCACAGAGGUGUGAAUAAUCGGAAACUGAAAGCGAAUUUCAGAUUUUAGGCCAUUGGAAAAAUACUUUGUCAGAUGUAUUUUCAGUUCAGUGUGAUCUAAAGUUUUAAAUUUACUUUGACUUCCCAACAAUACAACACAACAAGAUUCCCAGCAAGCAAGUUCAAAUGUCUCAAUCUCUGAAAUCUCCAGCAAUGUUUAGGAAGGAGGAGGGACAAAAUAAAUAAAACUGAAAUUACAAAAUCAUAUUUGUACAUGAACAAUGAUUUAUUGGAAGUUGAUAAACCACCAGUAGUCCUUUUCCAGAUCUCUAUAUUCAGACAGCAUAAUGUGUAUACAGGGCUGGCACAUCCAUUAGGCGGCACAAGCCUGGGGUGCCCUAGAUUAGAGUGACCAUCAGCAGGGAAGCGCACAGCGCUCUCUCCUAUCAACCACUCAAUGUAGCAUAGCCGAGCAAAGCAGACCAUGGUACGGGAGCUUCCGUUUCCUGUAGCCGGCUGGUCUGACAGGAAGUUCUCACUGGGCUCUGCUCAGCCAUGCUAAGAGAGAUAUUGAGGGAUACCAGGAAAGGAGGGAGCGGAUCACCUAGGAGGGAGAAGGGGGGGAGAGAGAUGAACACUAAGAGACGUGGAGGGAAGGGGAGAAGAGCACUAGGGGGGGCACUAAGGGACAGGGAAGGGAGGGGAGAGGAACACUAGGGGCAGAGGGGAACCAUUAAGAGACAAGGGAGGGGAGAGGACCACUAAGGGAGUGGGGAAAGAAACGCUAAGGGACAUGGGUGGGAGGGGAGAGGAACACUAAAGGACAGGGAAGGGUGGGUGAGAUUUACUAAGGGACAGGGGAGGGAGGGGAGAGGACCACUAAUGGUCAGGAAGGGGAGGGGGUGAGGACCACUAAGGGAAAGGGAGGGGAGAGAAUACUAAGGGACAGGAAAGGAUCCACUAAGGGACAGGAAAGGGAGAGGACCACUAAGGGACAUGGAGGGAAGGGGAGACGAACAAUAAGGGACAUGGAGGAGAGAGUGGCACACAUGGGGGCCUGAGUGGAGAGAAAGACACACAGAGGGACAUGAGGGGGAAGAAAGAGACACAGAUGGGCCUGGGGGUGAGAAAGCCGCACAGAGGAGCUAGGGAUGAAAGACACACACAAAAGGGCCUCGGGGUAGAACAACAAAGAGGCUGGGGGUGAAAGAGACACACAGGGGCUGGAAAAGAGGUAAAAGAGACACAAAAGGGGGGUUAAGAGGCACACAGGUAAAGAUGUUUUUUGGGGGGAGGGUGCAAAAAUCCUUGCACCGGCCCUGUGUAUAUAUACAUCAUAUAAUUUAUAUAUUAUAUGUAAAUAAUAAACCAAAUUGCUUAUAUCACAUUUGCGUGGUGUUAGCUUUACUACCAGUCUGUAUAGCAAUUAUAGAAGCAUUAUGCGAACUAUUUUUCAUUAUGUCUUAGAGUUUGCACCAGUAGAUCUGGCCAUCACUGAAGAUUAUAUAAUUGUGCUGGAGUGUUUGUGUGCAGAUAUACCUGGCUUACAGAUGGUGAAUCCCAUGCUUCUGGCACGGACGCUAAUAGUAAUUCAUCGAUUUAAUAGUUUAAUAAAAAAACAAGUCAGGGUUAAAUAGUGCAUUUUCAUUAUUGAAUUCUGAAAUUAGCAAUUAAGUUGAUUCUGGUCAUAAGUGAUGUCACUGAUGAUGUAAUCAGUCUGCAAGACAAACAGAAAGCGUCCUGUUAACCUACUUUUCUUGCCCCUAAUAAUGAAUUAUUACAUUCACAAGGUUGCAUUAAUCUUGGUGUCAUUUUCCUUGAUAUUGUUAUAUGUCUGAAUUGAAUAGGGUAUUUAGGGUAGCUGUGGCAUUAAUGCAGUUCCAUUAAUUAGUAACGAAUGUGUUGAAUGCAAUACUCUAAUUACCAGGGAUAUUUUUCUAACUACUGUUAAAUGUAAAUUUGAGUUUGCAAUAUAAAAACUGGAAAAUGAUAUUCUUCUGCUUUGAUGUGUUUAUAGUUCACACAACACAGAAUUCACAUUUUAAAACAUUUAGGUCUUGUUUUAUAUGUAUGUAUCAAGAAUACUAGCAUUAAGUAACUCUUUGCAUUUAACUCUCCAAAUAGCCAACUAUUGUAUAAUUUGCAAGGUGAUUUAAUGAAUAAAAAAAUAAUUUAUUAAAAGGACAACAGGGUAAAAUCAAUACCGUAUAUACUCGUGUAUAAGUCGAUCUCAUGUAUAAGUCGAGUGCAGUUUUGUGACCAACAAUUGUGAAAUAUGCUAUACCUCGUGGAUAAGUCGGGGGUAAAACUUGGGGCUAUGAAGUUCUGUGAUUUUUAUAAUUAUAUACACACACACUCAUACAAACACACACUCUGCAUUAUACACACACACACACUCAUACAAACACACACUCUGCAUUAUACACACACACUCAUACACACACUCUGCAUUAUACACACACACUCUGCAUUAUACACACACACACUCACACACAAUUUUUUAAUAUUUACAUUUUUUUAUUUUAAUAUUUUUUUUUAUUAUUUAAUUUUUAUUUUCGUCCCCCCUCCCUGCUUGUUAGCUGGCCAGAGAGGGGUGCUCUCAUUCCCUGGUGGUCCAGUGGAUGGGCUGUGUAAAAGUGGGACUUGCAGAGAGCUGUUACUUACCUUUCCUGCAGCUCCUGUCAGCUCCCUUCUCCUCCGGUCCGGUCAGCUCCACUUUAAGUCUUGCGAGAGCCGUGGGGUCAGAGCGUUGCCACGCUCUGCGCGGCAUUCACACCGCGAGACUUACAGUGGAGGAGAAGGGAGCUGACCGGAGCACAGGAGAAGGGAGCUGAUUGGAGCGCAGGAGAAGUAUUAUGGCAAUGUAAGUUGCCAUUAUACAGACACUGACUCGAGUAUAAGUCGAGUGGGGGUUUUUCAGCACAAAUAAUGUGCUGAAAAACUAGACUUAUACUUGAGUAUAUAUGGUAAAUAAAAUAAAUUUGAUGAAAAUAGAUUUUCAGUAGCCUGUAGGUAACAAAGUUCAUUACCAGGCUUAUCUAAUUUAGGCCUAGAUUUAAUAUUUUUGGAUAAACUUUUCAAAUUAUUUAAUUUAUAAAAAAAAAAUAUUUAAUAUUUUCUUUACAAACUUUUAAUUAUAUUUUUUUCAAAUUACUAAAAAAAAUUAUUACUCAUAUAAUUUCAAAAUAUAUUAAAAUACUUUUAAAGGUAUUAUGUAAUUUGAAAGUUUAUCCCUUUGUACAGCGCUACGGAAUCUGAUGGCGCUAUAUAAAUAAUAAAAUAAUAAUAAUUAAUAAUAAUAAUAAUCCAAAAAUAUCAGAUCAUUUGAAAAGCUUAUCCAAAAAAUAUUACAUUUAGGCUCUAAUGUCAAGAUGUUGAUGACACUUUUUUUCUAAUAGUUGGUGUAUAUACUUUGUGAAUAUCCUAAAUUAGAUAAUCAAUGACAUUACUCAGGGUUUUAUCCACUGACAUUUAGGACUUAUCACUUUGUUUAGUUAGCCCUAAUCACACUUCCCUGCAUGUGACCUACACAAUCUCCCUACACAUGUAAAGAGAGAUUUAAUGUUCCUUCAGAAGGUGUGGGAACCCUGUGAAACCUAUUCCAAGACCGGCUGAGUUGGAGGGGGAGACCGGAGUGGUGUGGUUUGGGUUGUGUGCCGCUGCCUCCCCCAUUCCCCCUCUUGUCGUCCGGCUCCUUUCCUUUCUCCUGAGAUGGUGAGAUCUAUGGUUCAACCCCGCCACUCUUCCUCCAAUUGUCGACCCGACUCUUUCCUUAUCUUGCUUCUUUUUCUAUUCUACUCUUUGCUUUACUUUACUAUUCUGUUUCCUCCUCUUUUCGUUUCUUUGUUAUCCUGAUUGGAUAUAUAUAUAUAUAUAUAUAUAUAUGUUCUCAGGCACCCCUGCUGGCUGCCACACGUUUCUAAGGCUCCUGACCUCUCCAGGAAUUAUCUUAAUUUUAACCACUCAUAAUUCAUCACAAAUAUUUCUAGGACCAAUAUUGACUCCACAUAUCACACAACCGGACUUACCAAAAUUGAGCGGAUGGCAUUACUAAACUGAGAUACACAACGCAUUGAAACAUACUUCCAAUGGACCUUCUUACUACCAGGAAGAGAUGCCUUCAGCAGAACACCACAAACAAGGUAUCCCUUCAAAAACGAAAAGCUUUUUUAACUCCUUCACUGCUGGGGGAAUGAUCACCCUCCCUCAUAUCUGUAUUUCCCAAAACCCCCAAAAGUGGUCGCUGCACUCAGUCCCUUGCUAGUGGUUACCCUAAAAUCACUUGGCAUCUUCAAAGGGACUGAUAGGGGCUGUCUUGGAGGAAAAUCAAAACUUAAAGUUCAAUCUCCUGACACUAUCACAGCUUCUCCAUCACGGUGUCUAUCUGCAAGCCCAAUUAAAGUGAUUCAACUUAGAAGCCACAAAAACCGCACCAUCAAAUGAAGGAAACCUCUUUGUGUGAUCCUCAUUAGAAGACACACUGUUUCCAAAGUACAGAGCAAAAACUCCGAAUCCCAAGACUGUCCUAUCAGAUCAAUCCUGUGCAAUGCCAGAUCAAUAAGGAACAAAACAGCUAUUAUUGCCGACCUUAUUGAAACAUGCAAAUUAGCGUGCAUUACAGAAUCAUGGCUAGAUGAAAAUGCGGGGACUAUUCUAGAGGCAGCUAUUCCAGGCAAUUACACAGUGUUCCACCGCCUGAGACAAGAUUGCAAGGGAGGUGGAGUUAUGUUGGACAGGACACAUGAUCCAGAUGAUAAAGCUGCUCUUACCAAACAUCUAAAUGAAUAUCAAUUCAAGAUAACUAAAAAAAAAAUCUUAAUUUUUAUCACACAAAAUUGCACUAAUUCCACCGGAUGAUAUGCCAACAUUAAUCCAUGCAUUUGUAUCCUCUCGACUAGAUUAUUACAAUGAACUUUACUUGGGCCUCCCAGAAAAAUAACUCCAUCGCCUUCAGACUGUACAAAAUGCAGCAGCCAGACUACCGACCUAUCAAACUUGCUCCUGCCACAUAACACCUGUUCUCCACUCCCUGCAUUGGCUUCCAGUUAAAUGGCAAACAUAUUUUAAAAUUGGCCUGCUGACCUUCAAAGCCUUAAACAAUCAAGGCCCACAGUACCAGAAAGAAGUCCUGACACCCUACAUUCCAUCCCGUUCACUUCGGUCAGCCAACAAGUCCUUCCUGUCAGUGCUCGGAAUAAAGACAGACUCAGGUUCCAGGGCAUUCAGCCACGCUGCCCCUACCUUCUGGAACUCUUUACAGUGCGCAAUCAGAGAGGCACCGUCCUUACAGACUUUAAAAAAAAAAAAAGCUAUAGACCCACCUCUUCCAUCAGGCAUUCAGUCCGCUCAUCUGACCUUCAAAACUCCUAACUUUUAUGUCUUUAUGUUUGUAUAUUUGUAAAGUGCUUGGAGUCUCACAGGGAGAAAAGCGCUAUAAAAAUCAUUAAUUAUUUUUUAUAAUUUUAUAUAUAUAUAUAUAUAUACACACCCUUGGAUGGUGGGUCAAAGUACAGUUUACUCUCAUUACCUGACCGUUGAUAUUGUGCUUUUACUUGUAUGUCAAUACUCUAUUCUUUUCUUUACUCACUAACAGAUUACGAUUUAGCCUAAACUAUUCUAUGUUGACCUACAGCAGGCCGACCUUAGUGCUCCUCUGUUCAACAUUGUUAAUUUUUACAGUAAAUGAAUAUUGUUUUAUUUUGUGAUCUGAUACCUUAUAACAUGUGUAUGUAUUUUGUGCUUCUGUCGACUGUCUAUCUGGGUGUUUUUGAAGUUUUUUUUGGUGCUACCAUAUAGCAUAUAAAAUAGAGAUCUAAUGUUUAGACUUCCUUUAUUGCAUAGUCUGUUUAAUCUAGAAUGCCUUUUAGACCCCAAAGGAGUGUCCUGCGUGUGAUUAAGGUUAAAUUAACAGAACAGGAGUUGAGAACUUUUAAAGUAAACAAACUGUGCUGUAAAAUCUGACUGAAAAGCCUUUUUUUUUUUUAUGCAGGCUGUGUGAGUCACAGCCAGGAAGGUUGGGGCUAGGGCUGUGUAAACAGAAACAAAAGUGACUUAACUCCUAAAUGGCAGAAAAUUGAGUAGUGAGACUGCAGGGGCAUGAUCUACACACUAAAACUGCUUAAUUAAGCUAGUGUUGUUAUUGUGCUUAGAAUAUCCUUUAAUUAAUUAUCCACUUUCUCUCUUUCAGGGUCUCUUUCCUCCAGGGCAAGGAGCAACUAUAGGGGUAGAUUUUAUGAUAAAAACUGUGGAAAUAAAAGGAGAAAAGAUAAAGGUCAGUAAAGAUUGUAAUUAUAUAUUUCAACCAGUUAACACAUCCUUACGCUUUUCACAUAGACAUGAUUAAAGGACCACUAUAGGCACACAGACCACUUCAGCUCAAUGAAGUGGUCUGGGUGCCAGGUCCAUCUAGGGUUAACCCUGCAGCUGUAAACAUAGCAGUUUCAGAGAAACUGCUAUGUUUACAUAUGGGUUAAUCCAGCCUCUAGUGGCUGUCUCAUUGACAGCUGCUAGAGGCGUUUCCGCGAUUCUCACUGUGAUUUUCACAGACUGACUGAAUGCUCGGCUCUAAUGAUGUCGGAAGGAGGAGGAGAGUCCCCAGUGCCGAGGGAGCCCGGCGCUGGAGAAAGGUAAGCGUUUAACCCCUUCCUCCUCCUAGAGCCCAGCGGGAGGGGGGCCAUGAGGGUGGGGGGACCUAUUAACACUAUAGUGCCCAGACAGUCUCCCCGCGGUGGAUUAGGACCCCUGGGGCCAUGUGAUCGCUCAAUACAGCGAUCACAUGGUCACAAUAGGUGUCCAUGUGUCUGCCUGAAGGGGUUAAUAUUAAAAAAUAAUAUUAUUAUAUAUGUGUAUAUAUAUAUAUAUGAUAUAUAGACAUAUAUUAUAUCCAUAUAAUAUAUGUCUAUAUAUCAUAUAUAGUGUCAUGCUACGUGUAUUUUUAUAUUAAUAUGUACAUAUAUUAAUAUAAAAAUACACUUAUAAUUAAAUUACACACGUAUAUAUAUAUAAUAUAUAUAAUAACUAUAUAUAUUGUGUAUAUAUAUAUAUAUUAGAAAAUACAAAUAAUAAGUAAUUUAAAUUAAAUAAAAAAAAUUAAAUUAAUAAUAACAAAUUUAAAAAAAAUUAUUUAUCUAUAUGAAAUUUUAUUCUAAAUGUAUUUUGAUAUUAAUAUAUAUAUGUUUAUAUCAAAAUACACUUAGAAUGAAAUUGUAUAUAUAUAUAUCUAUAUAUAUAUAAAUAAAUAAGAAUAAUACAAAAUAUACAUAUGUCCUUAUACAAAAUUACAUAAAUAAUUAUAUAAAUAUACACGUAGACUUCAAAUAUAUAAAUAUGCAUAUGUAUUUAAAUUCUACGUGCGUAUUUAUGUAAUAUUUUUACAUAAUUAAGUAAUUUUAUUGAUUGCAAUUUGAGGAACCUGCCUGUCAACCCAGGCCGAAAUUCCAGAGAAUUUAAUUUGCUAGCACUGUAUUUUACCCUGUAACGUUCUACGACACCCUAAAACCUGUACAUGGGGGGUACUGUUUUACUUGGGAGACUUCGCUGAACACAUAUAUUAGUGAUUCAAAACAGUAAAACAUAUCACAGCGAUGAUAUUGUCAGUGAAAGUGACCUUUUUUGCAUUUUUCACACACAAACAGCACUUUUACUGAUGAUAUAAUUGUUGUGAUACGUUUUCCUGUUUUGAAACACUAAUAUUUGUGUUCAGCAAAGUCUCCUGAGUAAAACAGUAGCCCCCAUGAACAGGUUUUAUAGUUUUUCUGAAAGUUACAGGGUCAAAUAAAUGGGUCAAAUAUUUUUACAUUGAAAAUGGUCAGGUUGGUUACGUUGCCUUUGAGAGCGUAUGGUAGCCCAGGAAUGAUAAUUACUCCCAUUUGCAAAAGAAUACAACCCAAGGUUUUGCAAAUUGGGUAUGUCCAGUCUUUUUUAGUAACCACUUAGUCACAAACACUGGCCAAAAUUAGCAUUCAAUUUAGUUUUUUACUUUUUUCACACACAAACAAAUAUGAACGCUAAAUAUGGCCAGUGUUUGCGACUAAGUGGCUACUAAAAAAGUCUGGACAUAACCCAUAUUGAAUACCCUGGGUUGUCUACUUUAAAAAAAUAUGUACAUGUGGGGUGUUAUUCAGAGAUUUAUGACAGAUAAUAGUGUUACAAUGUCACUAUUGAUAAAUUUAAAAAAUUUAUGUUUUGAAACCACAAUCUCCUACUUGUACUUAAAGCCCUAUUACAUGCAAAAAAAAUAGCAAAAAAGCACGUAAACACUGGGUACAAAAUGUUGAAUCUAUUUAGCAGUUUUUUUCAUUCGCUUUUGUAGAUGAGUAAAAGAUUUUUCAAGUAAAAGUAAAAAAAAAAUGUAUAUUUUUCAAUUUUUCAUCAUAUUUUUUAAUUUUUUAAAAAUUAAAUUAUAUGAGAUUAUAUAAAUAAUGAUAUGUAAAGAAAGCCCUUUUUGUCCUGAAAAUAUAUAUAUAUAUAUAAUUUGUAUGGGAACAGUAAAUGAGAGAGCAGAAAAUUACAGCUAAACACAAACACCACAAAAGUGUAAAAAGAUGCCUGGUCACAAAUGUACAACAUCGCAAAAACAGUCCGGUCCUUAAGGGUUAAGUGUGGUCAUACACACAAAGGUUUUAGGUAUUUGUUUGUAUUUUCCAGCUCCUCCUCUCCCUAUGAUCGUAUCCUUGUGAUUUUAAAUAUUUUUCAAUUAAUGUGAUAUUUUAAGUGAAGCUAGGUCACUGCAUGAAUUUCAAAUUUAAUUUUUGACCUAAGGAACUCCUGUCCGUCAUUUUCCAACCCUCCUAAUACCCUCUUAUUUCUUGAAUUGUAGCUGAGAUUUUAUUUCUUUAAUAUUGUAGUGCUGCCCAAUGCCAAGGGGAAUGAGCACCCCUGGCAUUAAUUAGAGAUUACCUUUGCCAUCAUUAUCAUGCCAGGCAGCUGAACGCUCAUUCAGUAAUGUUUAAGGACAUGGGACCUUUGUUAUUGUGGUGACAUCAACCCACCAGCAGUGUAUAAAAAAUAAAAGUGGGACUGUGCAAAAAAACUGCAUACAUGCCAACUCAGCUUGUGUUCGGUAUUUUUCCCCUUUUCAUUCGGUAUAUGUAACUACCUAACAGAGACCGCCCCCCUGACUCGUUAACUUCAAAAGCAUGCUUCAAUUAAACCCUAUACCUGUGCAGCCAUCUUGUUUGUGCGAACAAAGGCAGCGGGACUUGGUCGCCGAGUGUCUGGAACUAAAAUCGGACACUCGACUUCCCGAAUACCGGUCCCAACAUACGAAUGUUGGAUCUUUGUUUCCCGAACAGCUAGGAGAGCGCUGUUCGGUACUUUUGUGCAUUCGUAUGAGGGGAACAAUUGCUACUAGAAGCCAGGGGAAACCGUUCAUGGGAUUAUUUGUUUAUUUCAACUUCACGAAAUAGACUGGCAAAACCACCCAAACGCCUGGAACUGUUUUGGGCAACAGCCUCGUGGGAAGCCAGUCACCUAAGACCUCCAUGGAAUUUGAGAACCCUGAGCUGAUCUGGGUGAUUUUUGGAUAUGUUGGUCACCCAGUUUAGGGCUAUCAGGGGAUAUGACUUUUAAGGGAUACCCCAUGUUUUUAGGGGUGUUCUGAAAGUUGGGGAAAACUGUACCUUUUCUGCCUUGGGAUAAUGAAGUUAUUAUGUUAUCUGCCUUAAUUAUCUCCAGGUCCAGGGAAGGGAAUUAUAUGUUUGCAGUGGGAGUGUAUAACUAUUUGUCUUGUUAUGAUUGGCUGUACCAUGUCCCUCCCUGUGGGAUGCACGGGGACUUGCAUAAAAGCCAAUGUGGCAUAAUUAAAGCGCAGUUCUGUUGCACCCUUCUUCUAGACUCUGGCUGAUGUUUGUGUAUUCGUAUGCUUUACUAAGGGGAUCAUCUGGUAAAGCUAUUGCAUUCGUAUGGGAAUCGUUUAUUUUAUCUGCCAAACGGAGAGUUAUAGUCACUGAUGUUCUGGCCGUUCGGAAGGAAACCACCGAAUGAGUAUUGGAUAUACUAGGUUUUCAUACAGUGUUAAAUCUACCAACUACAAAACGGAAUAGCUGUUGCGAAUCAGCUGCGCAUGACAUAGCUCCAGUACAACAGCAUCUUUUACAAGUUUGCAAACACUAUAUAUGCAGUGUUCCCUCUAAGUUACGAUAGAAUGACUGCUACCUCUCCCAACCUUGCUUGUGAUUGACUGUGGGCAUGCUGGGGUUAUGCUUUCAACAUGCACACAUCCCGAUCAGCUGAAAGAAAAGUGCAGUGUUUCUGAAAAGAUAUAUUUUAAAUUUUAAGCACUUGCUUCCUUCAAAUAGAAGCGUAGUGUUACUUUAAGGUGGCUUGUGAUGUGAUUGUGCUUUGAAGAUACCUUGAUUCAUAGCCAAGCUUUGAAGAUAUGGUCUACAUGCUGCUAGUGUAACUCACUUUAUAUGUCAGCACCCCAGAAAGGAUCGUUGUCUGACUCAUUACUUAUGAAUCAUGCUUUGUAAACCAUUUUUUGUCAAGGUUUCACAUCAUCUGGUGUUUUUGUCUGUGCUGUUUAAUCCUCUAACAAUGAUGCUGUGCUUUUGAUAACAAAAUGUGCGUACAAUAUAUUCCUGAAAGAAUUCAGUAUUUUUGCUCCUUGAGUUUGAAUGUACAAAUCACUCAAGAUCCCGAAACUUUGAAGGGAUGCCAGCUGGAUUGUGUUAUUACAGCUUCCCUUUGGUUAGAAGUCUUUAUUUGUGUAGAAAGACCAGAUUUUAAGAAAACCUCAGAACACAAUGUAACUGAAAGGAUUUUUUUUUAUUAAGCAUUAAUUGUGAAACAUGUUUGUAAAAUUCAUAACCCAAGUUAUUUCUUAAAGUCUUUGUGUAGUCAGAAUUAGCAGAAUUCAGGUAAAUUUGGUGAAAAUCAACAGAUUUCUGGAAUUAAAGGGUUACUUCAAUUAUCGUGACCACUCCAGGGAUUUGAAGUGGUCAUGGUGGUAGGAGACUGUAUUUGCAGCAUUUUUUCUUGAAAUGAUGGCCAUGGGCCAAAGCCAUCAGAGGAGCUCAGAGAAUCUCCCCUACCUGCCCAUACAGGGCUGGUGUGAUCCAAGCGCAGGCCUUGCUAUAUGUCAUUAAGGGACUAUGAUUCUUCCAUAGAGAUUGUAUUCAUUGUUUCUCUAUGGCCAACCGUUACGGCACUGCGAAUGCCCACACAACUUCACAGUAUGUUAUAGUAUGAGAAUCGGGAAGUAAGACUCCCUUCUUUCAUAUCCAGAGGGCCUGGAGGCGUAGCUUGAAGCCGUUCUUCCAAGCCUUCAAAAUAGUUUAGUAUUGGUUUUUGGGGUGGGGGGAAGGGGCAAGACUGCAAGCACUAUAACAGCUUUAAUAAGCUUAAGUUCUUAGUGCCCACACUGUCACUUUAAGUUUCGAGUCCCUACUUUACUUAUGUAUUUUCUGAAAACUACAGCACACAGGAAAAAAAAAAAAUGAUUCCGACACAGGGAGCUAUAACUUAGAUAAAGUUUUUUUUUUUUUUGUGCAGGUAGUUACAGGUUAUCAACAAACGCCACAAUAGCGUAGAUCAAGAUUUGCAAAGGUUAAGCUAUGCCAGUACAGCUAGAGUAUGAUUGCAUGUUAUGCAGUGUGGUAUUACGCCAGAGGUUUUUAAGUAUGAUUAACACUAACGGGUUCGUUCUUCUGGCAUGUGGCAAUCUAACAUGUAUAACACUAGCAUGCUGUCACACUAUGAGGAAAUAAACAAAGUCGUACUAAAAAUGCUUGAAAUAAAGUUUCUAUGCUUAACAACAUAGCUAUGCUAAGCAACAUUUAUCUUUGUGUUCCGCUGGUCACCUCAGCAAGGAUGCCGGAGCAGGCAAGGAGUAAGACAACUCUGUGGUGCCCAUUAGCGUGGUGUCUCUGCAGAGGCUUUCAGCCCACACCGCAUGUUGGCUUUGGAGGAGAGUCCGUCGCUUUGGGGCACAUGGCUAAUAUGAGAGUGGUAAGGUGCUGUCUGAGGGUCGCUUCCCUCUAGCCCUGGAACUCUGUUGGGGCCAACACCAUUGUGUCACUGACCUGGAUACUCUGUGAGUCCGAGUCCGGGAGUGCAUGAGGACCUGAUGGUGUGGCGCUGGCACUGUCCUGCGGGCCUCAGCUUAAGUGGUCUGUGUUUCCUGGGCAAUCCCUUGGUAGCCCUCGGUCCUGGCAGACGUUCUUUGGCGGUGACAGAAGGGUGUUCAGUGCUGUUGCCCGGAGGGGGCUUACCCUGCGCUUUCUUCCGAUUUUGCGUUGAUGGUAGUGUUGCUGGGGAGGUGGGGGUUGCCAUGUGUGCCCUCAGUUUAGCCCAAAAUUUGGCAAAGAUAACUUCCAGUGAGGAUGUUGGGCCUUUUAAGUGGCUGGAUUUCCUGGUAGGUCCUGGUAGGUGUCCGCCAUCUUGGAAGCAACAGUGUCGCGUUGUUGGCUAGUGUAUCCCGCCGAGUUUCAAAGACCCCCUUGCAGCAGGUCAGCGGGGACCGGGAUUAAAAUAUCUAUGACAGCUCUACCUCAAGCUUCAAGAUGUGUAGAUGCCACUAGUAGGAGCCAUGUUGUCCAGUUGCCAUAAAUAAUUAUUUUUGAGUUAAUUCAUCAGCACAAGAUUGGCUUGAAUUAGAUUGUAGGGCCAAACUAAAACCAGCUUACAAUAGAACUACUGUAAAUGUGUCCUUAAAAGAACACUAUAAAAUCAAAAACACAAACAUGUACCCCUGACCCUAUAGUGUUAAAACCACCAUCUAGCCCCCCGGCCUCCCUCUUGUCUCCAUAAAUCUAGUAAAAUCUGCUGCCUCAGCCCCUGAUCUGCCUGCUUGGCUGAAAUCAUCAGAAGUGAUUCUAUGAACAAAUCACAAUGCUUUCCCAUAGGAUUGGCUGAGACUGUCAAGGAGGCAGAUCAGUGGCAGAGCCAGCACAAGCCAAACACAACAUUGGCCAAUCCUCAGAGAGAUGCAUCAAAUCAAUGUACCUCUAUGAGGAAAGUUCAGUGUCUCCAUGCAGAUGGUGGAGACACUGAAUGGCAGUGCUGCAAGCACCUCUAGCAGCCAUCUGAUGAGUGGCAGGUGUAGUUAUCACAAGGCUGUAAUGUAAAUACUGCAUUUAAACACUGUGUAAACACUGUGUUUACAGCAAAAAGCCUGAAGGGAAUGGUUCUACUUACCAAAACAAAUACAAUAAGCUGUAGUUAUUCUGGUAACUAUAGUGUCCCUUUAAGUAAAACCCUUUGUGUGGGUCUGAGGCAAACAUAAUAUAAGUUACAAUGUUAAUAUCUAACCUCUUUUGCCUUGUUGUGUGAAACAGCUCCAGAUCUGGGAUACGGCAGGUCAGGAGAGAUUUCGUUCAAUUACCCAGAGCUACUACCGAAGUGCCAACGCAUUGAUCCUGACCUAUGACAUUACCUGCGAGGAAUCAUUUCGGUGCCUUCCAGAGUGGCUUCGAGAGAUAGAACAAUAUGCUAACAAUGAUGUUAUCACUGUGCUUGUGGGUGAGUACUACAGAGAUUUACAUGGAGAAAAUAGUUUAAAUCCAAAUUUUUGUUGCAUUUUAUUUUCAAAACAAUGUGCUACAAUGAAUCUCUUUUUCAGGUCUUCAGCAGGCGAUGAUCCGCCACUAGUAAGAAACUGCCACAAUUAGAGAGUGGCUGGGACAUCCCAGCCAAUCCUUGAUCUCUCAUAUGUUUCAGUGGGAGAAGCAUGGCGAGAGGGCAGUCUUACGUAGGGAUUCCCCAGUACAGAUACUUGGCUGAUGCUUGUGCCGUAUAGCAAUUUCAAUAAUAUAUUUAAUAAAAUGUUAAAACGUCUCCUAAUAAUCUCCAUAGGGAAACACUGGGCAUGUGUCAAAAACAAAAAUUAACACAAGCACAUUUUGUUUUUGAAAAACAAUAAAUAAAUAAAAAAAGCUAACAGACAUUUUAAAGAGAGUGCCAGGUUUUCUCUUUGAAAAAUAGUACCAUUUAUUUUUAUAAAUAUUACUAUUUAUUGUAUACUUUAAAAAGUGUUUGCCAUACAAUAAUAUUGUAAAGCACUGCAAAAUAAGUUGGCGCAAUAUAAAUGCCAAUAAUAAUUGUAAUCUAACAAAUUAUAUAUUAAUAAUAAUUCAAGAAAAUAAUAAAAUAAAAAAUAAUGGGAGAGAUGGCUUAGGGCAGGGAUGGGACAGUCAGAGGAGAAAUUUAAUAUUUAGUAAUAAACAGAACAAGUGGCAUUAUCAGGAGUUCAGUAAGAGCAUUUGGCUUGAAAAUGUAAAAUGAAGUAGACGGUACUUUCCCCCAUUGUAGGGGGCAGAGGUAUGCAUUUGUUACUUGCACCUCCAUGUUUGAAAGAGAUCAGUGGGAUAAGAUUCAUCCACGUCAAAAUCAUGUGUUAUUUUAAAAAAUUUCCAAUCGAUAACUGCAUGCAAUGCUUUUGGCUCAGUGUAGCAUUAAUCCCUAACAUGGAACUUAUUACACAUGUUGGCAUUGCUUGCUGUUCUGGCACCUAAAUGGAUCAAAUUGAUUGCUGCAUGGAGACACUGAACCAGGGCUGGUGGAAGGAUUUUUGCUGCCCUAGGCAACAAAAUUAGUUGCUGCCUCCCUCCAUGUAGUGACAUCACAAUGUCCUACCCACAUGAUUCGCCCAUGUUAUGACAUCACAUAUGCCCCAUCCCUGAGAGACUGCUUCUCCAGCUUCUGCCGACUGACCAGUAUUAAUGCUCUUUGUUGGAUCUGCCUGGGCAGCUCAGUUGCCCAGACUCCAGUAAAGCCGACCAAAUUCUGUGCAUAGGCAUGUGCAGCCCACAGGCAUGGGAUGGGGGCAUAAGUGGUAGGUUAGGGGCAGUAUUGUGGUGGUUAGGACCUGUAGUGGGUGGGUGGGGGCUGUAUUAGGGCUGUAAUAAGGGAGUUAGAACCUGCAGUGGGGGGGACAGGGACUGUAUUGGGGGAUUAGUGGCAGUAUUGGGAGGUUCAGGGCUGUAGUGGGUGGGUUAGGACUUGCAGUGAGGGGACAGGGGCUGUAUUGGGUAGUUAGUGGCAAUAGUGUGGGGUUAGAACCUAUAUUGGGGCGGUUGUGGCAGUAUUGGGUUUGGGGCAGUAGUGGGGGUUUGUGGCAGUAUUGGGUUAGAGGCAGUAGUGGAGGUUUUUGGCAGUAUUGGGGGGGCUAGGACCUAUAGUGGGGUGUUAGGGACACUAGUGGAAACUUAGGCAGGCAGGUCAAUCGCUCUUUUCAGAGCAGCAGUGCCUCUGUCCUCAGUUGAUGCUGCUGCGGCACACGUAAAAGCGCUGCAUGAAGUGGAGCUCCUACCAAAUGUGCGCCUUAGGCCGGCUCCUACUUCGCCUAUAGGUGGCGCCAGCCCUGCCCUGAACUUUCCCCCAUAGAGAUGCAUUGAAUCAAUGCAUCUCUAUGAGGAGAUGCUGAUUGGAAAAGCAUUGGAUUAGCUGAGAUCAUCAAUUCUGAUGAUCUCAGACAAGGAGGUGGAUAGGGGGGAGCAGACAGUGUCUGGCGGAUAAAGUUGAUUACCUUUUUUAAGUGGACAAAAAGGGUCCAAGAAGCUUAACUAUGUUUUUAACACUACAGGGUCAGGAAUACACAUUUGUAUUCCUGAACCUAUAGUGUUAUUUUAAGUUUAUGCCCAGAUAAUGAACGUAUUAGUUUGUAUGAAAGUUGUACACCAGUAAAGAAAUUGAGAGCAAUUUUGAUCAUUUUUUGUGCAGAUAUUUUGACGGAAGAGUUUUCUGGGCAUCACUGCAGGAUUUUUCAAUAAUUAAUAUCUCCGACAAGACCGCUUUUCCAAACAAUCUAAUCUUGAAAUAUUAUUUCCCACAGGUAAUAAAAUUGACCUAGCGGAAAGAAGAGAAGUCUCCCAGCAAAGGGCAGAAGAAUUUGCAGAGACCCAAAAUAUGUAUUAUCUGGAAACAUCUGCCAAAGAGUCCGAUAAUGUCGAAAAGCUCUUCUUGGACUUGGCAUGCCGUCUGAUCAGCGAAGCGCGGCAAAACGCGCUUGUGAACAAUGUAGACUCUUCGUUGCCCGGAGAAGGGAAAAACAUCAGUUAUUUGAACUGCUGUAAUUUCAAUUAGCAUCUGGCACAGCCGGAAAAAAAACAAAGAAAAUAAUAUGAAACACUCAGAAUGGGCUGAGAUCUCUUGUCUCUGCAGGAUGUCCCUGUCAUUUUAACCUCCUGAUCCCAGCUCCGGAUCAGAUUAAGCAUGGAGGACCGCAUGCUUUUUAUUCUGCAGGUCACCAUAGCAAGACGGCGUACAGUUGAUGGAGAAUAAUAUUUUAAUUUGCUUCUUGGCGGACAAGGGUGCGUCCACUGCGUGUGGGACAACAAAAAAGUUACUUAGAGCUAAGCUCUGUAUGGAUAUUAUUAGAUGGUGAACACCUGUUUAGGGUGAUUUUUAAAAAAAAUAAAUAGAAACACAUUUUCAAGGACAAAGAAAUUUAAAAAAAAAGGUUGUAUGUUUACCGAAUGUGAGAAACAAACAUAGAAUCUACAUCUCUUUCUUUCCGUUUGUUUUGAGGGGGGUUUAUGUUAGAUUUUGGGAAUGUUAGUAUUUAGAUUUUUUUUCCCCAUUGAUUCCAGCUGCACAUAACGCUUUGACUCAGUGUAGCAUUAAUCCCUAGCAUGCCAGAAGGGUGACACGUAUUGCACAUAUGGGAAUUGCUUGCUGUUCUGGCACCUAAAUGGAUACAAUGGAUUGCUGCUUAUUGGUAUGUCUUUGUGCUCUCCAAUGAGGCCAGUAGAAUAGCAGUACAUAAAUGGCUCUGAUACCCUGGAUAUAGUCUGCACUGCAUCCUAAAAAAAAUAUCUAAUCUAACUAAAUAUAAUAGUCUUAGUGCAUCCAUUUCACAAACGAAGAGUCACACAUCAUUCUGCAUACUGGUAUUACUUCCCCGUUCCACAUACUAAGUGUCAUCCGCUGAUCAUCUUACAUAUCAAGGUCAUCCCUCAGUUACAUACUGUAGCAAUUUCAGCAUACAGUAUUUAUAAUUACCCAUCUCACAUACUAAGAGUUAGCAGUCAUAACCUUCUUACAUGCCCAACGUUUUCAUCCGUUCUAAAUACAUUCCCAGAGUCAUUAUUCUUUCUACAAAACCAGAGCUAUACCCAUUGUUCAUACCAAGAGAAAUAGUUACAUAGUUACAUAGCUGAAAAGAGACUUGCGUCCAUCAAGCUCAGCCUUCCUCACAUAUGCUUUUGCCGUUGAUCCAAAAGAAGGCAAAAAACCCAGUCUGAAGAACUUCCAAUUGUGCAACAAACUAGGGAUCCCACAUCCUACAUGCCUAAAGUCACAUGUAAUCACUUAUUUUGCCUAGAGUGAACACUCACUGUGAAUACAAGGGGGGAUAACCCAUCUCACAUACCCAGAGUCCUCUCUCAUAGCGCAUGCUCAGAGUUAUCCCCAUCAACACACGUUUUAUCAUAGAUACCCAAUAUCACCACCCAUCCUACAUAGCAAAAGUCAUAUCUCCUUGUACAUGCGGAGUCUUCGCUCAUUCUAUAUCUUCAUGGUAACUCUUUUUGGAAACCAAGUGAAAUUUUAUUUCUUAUUUACCACUUGCCUGCUUGCUCAGCCAAUGCCUUUCCUUCAUAUUCAGUCGCUGGCACUUCCUAUGUUCCAGGUUAAUUCCCCUCCUGCAUACCUAGACCCCAUACCUAGACCCUACCCAUGGUCCAUGUCAACUCACUUCCCGUGUACCUACACCCUACUUCCUGUGUUCCAAAUCUUUUACCUCCCCUUGUAUUUAUACCCUACUUCCUUUAAUCCUUAUUGUUUCCUGUGUACCUAGACCACACCUUCUAUGUCUCAAGUAAUUUUUCUUCCUAUGUACCUAGACCUUUCUUCCUAUGUCCCAGGUAAUUUUAUUUCCUGUGUAUAUAAACCUCCUUUCCUAUGUUCCAGGUCAAUUCUCUUCCUGUCUACCUAUGCUUCACUUCCUUUGUUCAAAGUUAAUGCAAUCCCAGAUGUGCACAGGCCAACUCACCCCUGGGAUCUCUCCCACCCAAAACUUUCAUCUCGGAAAGCCUUCUUUGUAUCUUAAAAAGUCAAUUGAUAGUUAGAUCCCAGUACAGCUGCAGAAUUCAAACGUAAACCCACAUGGACACUCAAUAAAUACCCAGAUAUAGUUUAUCGAGCCAUUAGUAACAGUAACCUGAUAGCAUGCCUGUAAAGGCUGACACAAGGGAAGUGAUAUUAAAGUGAUGGUGUUUUUUUGCUUUGUCGGGACUAUAACAUGUCUGAGAGAGAACUUAAAAUGUAUAGUUUUUCAAGUGUGACUAUGUACUGUCAAGCCAUCAUGUCUAUUUAUAUACAGAAUUGUUCUUGCUACGUCCAGCAAUGAAGCAGAUCUCUAUCAGAAGGGCACUAUCAUUUACAAGGUUUCAUAAUCAUUCAGUUCAUCAUUAAUGAUAAUAUAGAUUUUCCUUGGUCACACUGAUAUUUAGACUAAUGUAAUGUAUUUAAUAAAUAUAUUAAUAAUAGAACAAGUGACAUUGCGAGAAAACCACAGCCCAAUAGUUAUACAUACAGUAUGUGUUGAUAAAUAUUGACAACAUGGAGUGUAGGUCAGGAGGACAGAAACUUAGUUGCACCACAUUUAUCCCUUUUGCAGUCUUUUCACACAUUUAUACAGAUUUAACCAGUAGCUAUGGGUCUGGCUCUGCAGAGGCGGGACCCAAAAAUGCAGUCUGGGACAUCCUCCCCCUAGGAUGGGAAAUGGAGGAAAAAGUUAUUUUUGUUGAAAAUCACAUCUUCCCCACAUGCUCUGACCUCAGGAUGCAGUCUCACUGAGUUGUUGUAAAGAAGUUAAAACCCCCCGUGAAUAUUCAGUAGACUUGUGUGUUGAUGCAGUUGUAGUCAAGCAUUGCAGAGAGUCUGUCUGCUAUUGGCUACACACAGUUCUACCAGUAUUCUUAUAUGCUUAUGACUCCGAUUGUUUUGUUGCACUCACAGCGCCAUCUAGAACUUACUCUGACAUGCAAAUAAUCCCAGAAUGCUUUGCAUUGAUGUACUAGCACAGUUUAUAGACAAAUACGCUGCAUCAUUUAAGCGUGACAUCCCUUUACGUUACCAUUUUCUAACUGAAUUUAACCUCUGUGAUUAUAUUCCGUGAUAUGUUUGGUUACUAGCAGACCCCAGACCCUGAAACAGCCAUCAGGUUCAGACCCCUUAAUGGACCAAGAUUCCUACAGACUUCAGUGUAAUUAUUGAAACCAUUCCAUUGAAUGUAUACAACACGUUAUACCUGCUCUGCUUGUAAAUCCAUUCCGAUAUGUAGUUAUAUAUUAUUUUUUCUCAGUUUAUUCCUGAAGUUGCCAAAUAGGUAGCCGUCAUCUUUGUAACGUUAUAGUUCUGAGGGGCAUUUUUUGGUUACCUCCGAAUCCAGACAAUUAUUAUUAUUAUUAUUAUUGUAAUUUAUAUAGUGUUACAUUAUUCCCAAUUAUGAUUUAAGAACUGCCAUUAUUAUUUUUAGCUAUUGAUAGAAAUUUGACUAUUUGGGGUGAAUAACAUGAACCAAGGAUUAAGUGAAAUUGCAUCCCUUUGGGUUAUUAAUAUUUGCUUUUCUGUAUGCCAACAUUUUUUGUCCUAGCCACAUCUUUCAGACUCGUACAUUGUUGCUGCCUUGAAAGGUUUAUUCUGCCCCUGAGAAAAUUGUAGUUUUUUUUUUCUCAACAAGUGCAAUGUAGAUGGUUGCAUGAGGUGUCCAUUUAUAAAACUAGAAAUUUAAAGGACCACUAUAUCGUUAGGAAUACCAGCAUGUAUUCCUAACACUGCAGUGCCCUUCAUAAUGUAUUGCAUUUACGAAUUGUGGUACAGGAAUUUGCACUCUUGGUCUUAAAUUCAGCUUCUAGGCCAUUUGUGAAUGGAAAUUCACUGUGGAAGUAUAUGUGUGUGCAGCCCAUCCCUGUGAUCUAGUAUGCUAGACGACAGGCUUCCCCAAACUCGGCCCUCCAGAUGUUCCUGAACUACAACUCCCAUGAUUCUAUUAAUGAAAUAGAUAGGCUGAGACUCAUGGGAGUUGUAGUUCAGCAACAUCUGGAGGGCCGGAGUUUGGGGAAGCCUGCUAUAAGACCUCUGCUGCUUAACCUUCAUCCCAUGGCUGGAAUUUUAUUUAAAUUUUAAGAUUAUUGGUAAUAUAGCCCCACGUUAUUUCCUAUUUCAUAAAGACAGAUAUUAAGUAUAAAUACAUAUUGGGCUUCAAUGAUUUAAAAAAAAAAAAAGGGUACCUGUACAUUCAAAUAUUUUAAAGGGACAGUAUCUUUUUUCUUACUUUUUUUAGUUUAAAGAUAAAAUAUAAUUCAGGUCAGGUCAAAUUACUGAAGAUUUCAGUUUGUGUAAAAUUUGUAAAUUUCUGUGUCGUUUUCUUUACACAUUUUGUUUACAAUUCUUUUUUUUGUGCUCUAUGAAAACCUAUUCGAAUUGUACCUUACUUCUUUCCUGUUAAAAAUAAAAUGUCUGGACCUAUUCAGAUUUCUCCCUAAAAAAACAUGGGUGUGUCUAGAAUGGAACCAAACUAACUUACUUGUUUGCAGGAAGCAGUUAUGCAUGAGCGGUAUAAUGAUGCAAAUAGGAGUUAUGAUGUCAUAGCAAGCCAUUUUGUUUCACUAAAGGGAGGAGCACCCUCUAGUGGUCUAUGCACGCUAAAGCAUGCACCCCUGAUAUUGUAGAAAGUUCAAACAUUUAUAUUGGAAAACUCCCUAUAAAUUAAGCAAGUAUGCACGGAGGAACUAGUUUGCAAAGUAGCCGUUGCCUGGAAAAGAUUUUGGUGACCCACACCUAUAAUGUGAACAUUUUAAUAAAUGUAUCUUAUAAUUAAAUAGUGAGCCAGUAGAAAGACAAAGAAAUAUAAAUAUAAGGAAUUAGAGUACCAGCGACCCCCACUUAAUAUUAAUUUAAAAAAAUUACACUUCACAAUGCUAUGCAACAUUAAAAAUACAAUUCUAACGUGUGAUGUCCCUUUAAUUUCACUAAAGCCAUAGGAAUGUGUAUAAGUUUCUGGAGCUGUUAAAAUUAUCUCCCCAUUAACUUUUGAGUAAAAUGUGUAAUGUUUUCAUUGAAGAAGAGUAAGGGUGAUAUGUUAUAUUUUGCACCUUCAGCUAAAUGUGAUCAGUCUUUUUUUCUACCAUAUAACCAUAUAUGUGACAAAUAAGGCUGAGAUUUUAGAAACCUAAUUUUUCAGGAUACCUUUGAGCACAGAAAAGUCAAUUUUUCACAUGCCUAAGACUUUGGGAUUUAUUUACUAAACCCAGGAUCUGCACAAAAUUAAUCAAAGAAUUGAAAAUAACCAAAGCCUGAGUAGCUAAAUAAGGAAAGUCACAAGUUCAGCUGUUUUUAGAGCUUUGCAAAUUUAGCCUAUAACUCUAAUCUAUCUGUCGAUUUUUCCUAAUUUCCCUGGUUAGUGAAUGAAGCCCAUUAGAUAAAUUCUACUUAAAGACUGACAUGGGAAGAAUAACACGUUAGAAUUGAAAAGCAAGUCUGGAAUCACCUGUUACAAUAUAUAGCGCAUUCAAAAGAUCUAUUUACUAAGCUACAAAUUUGUGGUGACUGACAUGCAGAAUUUUAACCAAAAUGUAAUAAAUAAAUAAAAUGAACUCUCUUAUCAGCAGACAAAUUACCAAUGUGCUAUUUGAUCGUAACUUUUGUGAGUCAGUUAUGAACCCACCAAAAUUCAUUGUCUGCAGAAUAUAACUCAACAUUUUCUGUUUUGUUUGUCAAUUAAUUUGUAAUUUUUUUUAUUUAUUUUUUUUAAAUCUACCUUUGGACAUUUCACAUGCAUUUCUGGGUUGUUAUACAUUUCUUCACUUUCCAUAAAUUUUAACGCUAUAUUUUUUCAUUUUGUUUGUUAGCAGGAGGCAUUAAAAAAAAAAAAAAGUAUUCUUUAAAAUGUAAGAAUUCAGUUUAUCACGAAAAUGUAAAAGUCUGUAUAAUCCAGGGUUUUAUUUGCUGUUUUAUUUAAAUAGUUUACGUGUGUAAAGGUAACAUACAGGAUGCAACGGAUUCUGAACAUAGGAACAUGUUAUAAACUAUUCUAUAUAAUUUCACAUUAAGAAUGUAUCUGGUAUGUAUUAGUUUAUUCUUUUUUGCUGUAAUACUUAGAUGCUUUGAAACACAGUUGUCCUUUUUUUAUAUAAAUAUUAAAAAAACAAAAUCACAAUGAAAUUUGUGACUACUAACUAAUAUUGUGGAUGUUUUUUUUGUGUCCUAAUAUUAUAGCAGGAAGGCAAAGUGCUCCAUGGCAUGACGUGCAAAACGUUUGUUUGACCAUAAGCAAAUCGAUUCGAUCAUAUUAAAAUAAUUUUAAUCCACAUUCGAACAAGCCGAUACACUAGGGUGUGGAUUACAUCAAAUCGAUUCAUUUAAGGAUGAACCGGAUUUAUGCACAAGUCUAGUAAAUUUAUUUUCCGCAACUUGCAGUACUACAUAUGGUCACAGGGUGAGUUUGACAUCAUUCAGUGAGUUAAAUGCGUCCCUUUACCUUCUGUUAUCCAUUUAAAUUAGUACAAGUCUACGUAUAUUUGAUUAUUCAGAUGUGCUGGCGUACUAAUGUAUUCUGAAACGAAAGUAUUUAAAGUGACCCUGACAUGCUUUCAAUCUGAUAUCUUUAAAUUUGUGCUAGAACUAUGUCUAUUCAGAUAGUGAGACGUUGCUGGGAUUAUCUGUGUAUAAAAAGUAUUUAAAGGGACCUUUACAUGCAACAUUUUACGUCUAUACACUGCGCUAGACUAAUGAUUUGCAAUGAAUAAAAGUGGAGUUAUUUGGAUUAUAAAUGACUAAUUUGGGGGUUAGUUAUGGGUAGAAGACAUGACUCUACUGUACCUUGAAAACGACUUAGGUCAAAACUUUGCCUUACAUAUAGUACAUUAAAAAACACAGAUCUUUUAAGAAAGAAAUUGCACAGUCUAAUAAUAAUUUAAUGGAAUUGAAAGUAAGUGGCUCUGUCUGUUAACCAUACUUUUUUUUCUCUGUCUAAUUGAGAGUAGACUGCUUUGCAUAUGUCUGAUGUGGGAGGCCAUCUUGAAAUAAGAAUACGUUGGCUUUAGAAAAGUAUAUAAUUUAAUAAAUGCAUGUGAUGGCUAACCAGCACGAUGUAUAGAUGUCGUGCAUUCCAAAAUUAAAUUGACUCUCUGGCGUCCACAGGUUAAGAUAAUCACAGAGACACUUUCAUCUCCUGACCGUUCUCAAUGCAGUAACUUCCUUUUGUCAAGAAAAACCGCUCUCUCUUAAUAUUUCAUUAAAGAAAAUCAUCCACAAAAACACAAAACCUCCAAUAAAACCCUUAUUUUGCGGAUACUUAGUGGUACUGGCCAGGGCCCCCCUGAGGACCUUCUGGUCUAGGGGCAAGUACAUAAAAUUCCAGUUUAAUUUGUGAAGAUAUUUGAUGGAGACAUGUUUGUCAGUAAGGAUGCAUAUUGGAUAAAAGAUAGAAGUUAUUCAUGCGCUGGUGUAUAAGGGGAUUAUUUUGUUUUACAUGUAAUCUGUUUUACAGAUAACACAAGGAUCUCACUGGGUAAUACUAAGAUAUAUACUGCUGGAUAUUCCCACAGCAAAAGAGUUACUGUUUCACGGAUCAAUCUACCACGAUUUGCUUGCUCCUGAUCAAUAUCCUCGGUAGAAUCUAAUUUGCAAUGUUAUUGAACCUGUGCGCUCUCUCUCACACACACGAAGGACUCAUGAAUACAAAAUAGAUUUAAUUACAAAUAUACCUGUACCCAUGAAUAAUCGAACGAAUUGAUGAAAGAUAUAUAAAUUGAAUGAUCCACCGAUACAAGGUAGCUUGACAUAAUAUUGGUGGAUUCAUUUACAAAUUGCACAGAAAUUGCCCCAAAAUUCGAUGUGUUAGAUGGAUUAGGAUAUAUAUAG